AUGGCUAACGUGCAGGAUGGCAUUUGGAUGGUGAUACUGGUCACAGGUCUGGGGAUGAUAUACUUCGGAACAGUGUCCACAGAGGAUUCCCAGUGCCAGCGGGUGGAGCAUCCUGUUGUUACAAGUGAAGGUAAGUGAUUGAGAAGGCGAUUUCCAAAUAAAGAAGAAGAGAAGAAGAAGAGUUCGGACUUGAUACCCCACAUUUCACACCCCUUCAGGAGUCUCAAAGCAGCUAACAUUCUCCUUUCCCUUCCUCCCCCACAACAAACACUCUGUGAGGUGAGUGGGGCUGAGAGACUUCAGAGAAGUAUGACAAGCCCAAGGUCACCCAGCAGCUGCAGGUGGAGGUGCAGGUGGGGAAGCAAACCCAGUUCACCAGAUUACGAGUCCACCGCUCUUAACCACUACACCACGUUGGCAAAGAAUAGCAAAAUUGGCACUGAUUUGUUGUUCUUUGGCUAGUUUCCUUAUAGACCUCUGUCUGUAUUAAGAAAAUCUGAGAUUGCAACAGAUUGGUUGGAAAUCUCUGCUCAUAAUUGACCUGCAUUUUAAUUUUCACUCCUUUGAAUCAGUGGGCUAGUUCAUAAAUGCUCACCAAGGGGGGGCGGGCAACGACUGCUGUGAGUCCACAAAAUGUUUGGCGCACUAUUUCCCCAAGAACAGUCAUUAUCUCUCAAGCCAGCAUUGUUAAAAGGCUGCUAUUGUUUUGUCCGGGGCAGUAGCCCAAGCCAGCAAAUGGGCUUCUAGCCAAAGGGAGACCUAUCCCAAGCACAGAGUCCAGGGACUCUAGAUCACAUACUGCUAGCAUCCUUUCCAAACCCAAGAAGCAGAGCCAUGUCAAGCAUGGGUUAGGUUCCGGUGAGGCAAGGUCAAACCCAGCAGAGGGUAAGUUCAGAUGAACAAGGUCAGGCAAAACUGACGUCCUCUUCGGGCUCCAGGGAGGGUCUCCUCACGAACCACAAGAACUCUCCAUUUCUCUCUCACCAUUUCCGGGUUUGAAUUGAAUGAUUUCAUUAUUUCCUGGUGUAUUGCGUGUGUGUGUGCGCGCGCGCGCGUGCGUGUGCGCGUGCCUGUGCCUGUAUCUGUAUCUGAUUCCAAGACCUCCAUCUCCUGUGGAGCUAUAGCCAAUUUUGACUUUAGUAUAUAUGUGAAACUAGGACUCUUUGCUUCAGUAAGCGUCACUUUUCAUUCCCUUACGUUGAAUCUUACCUGUCGUUCUGCAGCCCUCUUGCUCAGUUGGGUGGAAAGGGGGCACCUAUGGAAUGAGCAAUGAAGGCAAAAGACCAAAUGCCAGCAGGUUUUGACAGCCAAGCACCAGAGCUUUGCUGCACCAGGAGAGAAAGCUCUAUCUGUUUGUCCUGAAGCUGCUUCUCCCCAAAGAUAUUGCAAGAAAAGUUAUGCAAAUACAUAUUCAUAGGCCAAGCUACAGCCUGUUUUUACUCCACAAAGAAGGAGAGUCAACAGAGAGUGGAAAUUUUGGAGUACUACAUCUGAAUAUGUAUUCAUAUUCAUAAUGCUAUAAAAAGGAAGCACUACUAUUACAUUUUCAAAAUUACUGUGUUCAAUUAUGAUAGUUCUAUUUAAGUUUAGCAGUAGCCAAAAAUCACUGACGUUCUGUUAGGCCAAGAAAAUGACACACACUCAUAGCAUUUCACACCUUUAUGAACCUAACUGCAUUUUCUUCCUGAACCUCUUUGCUGGUGUGGUCAGGAAAGACCCAAGACCAUUUGAAAUUUAGGAGGAAGCGGAAGAUGAUAGACUUGUAUGUGAGAAACUAGCAAGCUUUCAUUUGAGAUGUCAAAGGACUUUUUUUUUAAAGGGAUUGCAUAUGGGAACAGCACUUUUACUUUGUGACAUCAGCAGCCAUUACUCUGAUCCUCACCCCCCCCCCCCCCGUUUAACACCUAUUUGCAUGCCUAGCAACCAGCCCACUUCAUGCUGGGGCAGACUGCCAUACUUAGCAGACUUAGAAGCCAAAUGUUGAGGUUUAAGGCAGGGCUAUGAAAGCAAGAAACAGCACAACUGCUUUCUGGAAAUGCAACUAAGUGAUAGUGCCAGAGGAACAUGGGGAAGCAGACAGAGAUCUGAUCCUAAGGGACAGAGAGUAGGAUGAGGCAGGGGCUCAGGGAAGCAAAAAUAGGGCAAAACCAAGGGAGAAUAAUGCUGGCAUUCAUCAGCCCACUCAGCUACUGCUCCUCAUGACAACCAUAUUGCUUUUUGCAUUCCCACCAUUUGCAGGGAGCUGAAAAUAAUUCCAUAACCUCUUUUAAAUCCUGGUGAAAGGGAGCUAGAGAAAGAACAUUGCAUAAACUUAAAGGUGGUGUUUACUUGUGGUUGUAAGCUGCUUUCAGGUGUGAGGCCUUAUUCUUCGUACUUGAGACUCCUUGUUCUUCUUUCUGAUCGAUUCUGAUCAGACGUAUGACUGCUUAAUGACCAGACUUAAAGAUGUCUUUGUGGGUUUUGCUGCUAAUCAGCCUCCUUUUCUCCACAGGGACUGUCAUAAUUGCCAGUGUUCUUUCAGGGUACCAGCAGUGAACAUAUUGGCAAUUUGAGCAGCUACGAAAGUUAGCAAUGGUGCUACAGACGGGAGAAGGGGCAUACUAGAAUGUAUGAAUGAGGGGAGUAACCAGCACAGAUGCUGUUAAAAGUAAACAGUGAUUACUCAGUGGGAUGAUAGGAAGUCAGCAGGGCGAACAAAUAAAUAAUGCCCCAAUUUCUUCUUGCAGUAUUUUUUUUUUUUUUGCGUAACUAGCAUACACCCCAAGGAAUUAAACCACAACAAUCUGAUGCAAGUAACUGCUAAACACAGCUGAGUUCCCUUGCUUGCUGCAACUGUAAUGACAAUCUGCUGAAAUAGAUUCAUUUACUUACUUGGCAAUUAUAGUUGCUGAAAUCAGCUCUGUAAAAUUCAGUGGAGGGCACAGACCAGGCAAGGGUUAAAAAAGGGUUUGUGGAAGAACAAUGGAGCCGCUGAUUGUGCCAUCUGAAAUUCAGCACAAGAACAAUAUUUUCUGAAGGGCAGGUUCUGGCUAGGAUCUGGAGAACCGCAAGGCUGCCUCCGCAUGCACCAGGACCUGUUUUGGCUCUUCCUCCCUACAGCAUCUUCCCAUAUCUUUCUCCCAAAGCUACUCUUUGGACCAGAACAACCUCCGGUGCAGCUUCCAACACAGGAUCAGGGGCUGUGACCAGAAUCAUAAAAGAAUGAUUUCCCAUUUAGUCACCUCGAAUUUAUAAUUUGAAGUCUUCAUUCAGAGUUUGAUAUCAUUCCAUCAUCUCCCUUUAAACCGGACAGGCUACAGUCUUGUGCACACUUACCUUGAGGAAGCCCUAUUACACUCCUCUUUGAGCUGUAAAUCAACUUGCAUUAUCCUAGUUUGCAGAAACAGAAGGCCUUUUGGGGGAAAAGAUUCUCUCAGGCCUCCGAUCCUUAUGAAGUCCACAACAAAUGGGCUGAUUGCAGUCUGUCAUAAAUGAAGAUUAAUUGAAUGAGCAUCUCCGGCAACAGAAGGCAGAACAAAUGUAGCAAAACUUUUACAAGCCUCCUGGAAUUGCCCUGGUGACAUAUGGAAAGGGAGAGUAGUUUGAAAUGCGGUUGUGUGUGUCUUGUUUCAUUGCCCAUUUGAAACAGAAUUUUUGAUUGAGCACAUAGACUUAACGAAGAUGAUAAAUUAGACUCUUCAUGUUGUAGUUGCAGAACAUUCUGUUAUAUUGGAAGGGGGUUUGCAUAUCCUCCGAGUGCCAAGCAUUAGCUUUCCACUUCACUUCAGUUUCUUGGCGUUACAGAACAUCCACGCUCAAUUUCCAGCUUUAUUUUAAAAACAACCAAAAAACACAAUAACAACAAUAACAGAUAAAGCAGGAGUGGAAUAUAAAUGGAUGCCACAAGAAAAUUAGAGGGGGAAACAGCAGAUUGAGAAGAUUGCGUCCACAUACUCUUCAAGUACCACAUGCCUCAAAGAUUGCUUAGAAGCUUCAGCUGGGGCAGAGCAUCACCAGCUCAUCUCCUCGGGGGGGGGGGUGUCUUAACUAUUUUGUCAAUGCACUGAAUAAAUGCAUCCUGCAGAGCACAGUUCAAGGUUCUGCUCAUGACUGCCUCACCCAUUGUGAUCUCUUGCAGCUUUGAGCAUCUUUGGCAGAAACCUCGUUCUCAUUUGCUUUUUCUUCAUUUUUAAUCUCUGCGUUUCCCUCAACUGCAUUUUUUUUCUUUCACUCUUUCCCCCCUCCAUCAAUCCUUUCCUCUUUCUUGUAUCCCCCCCCCACAUUAAUUCUCAUCUCCUUUCCCAGCCCUUCUUCUUCCAUGUAAUUUUCUCCCCCUGUCUGCUGACUAUUUUAUGCAUAAAGUUUCCUUCCUUCCUUCCUUCCUUCCUUCCUUCCUUCCUUCCUUUCUUUUUUAAAAAUAUAUUUGUUUUUAGUUUCAUGAAAGACAGAAAAAAACAGCAGGCCCAGCAAAGAAACAAAAACAAAACAGAAAAACCUAGGAAUGUAGCUGAGUGCAGGAAGGUAGCAAUGAUGUCUACCACACUCUUGACUCAUCUCUUCUUGUUUCUUCUUCAUCAUCUUCAUGUGUCUCAUCUUCUUGCCUCCCUUAUCACCCCCACCACUUACCUUCCAUUGAUGUCUCCUCCUCUUUCCUUUCUUAAAAGUAAUGGUCAGCUCAUUCCUUGUUCUCUUGAGGCAUUCCAGGGACUGGCCACUGUGUGAAGCGGAGAAUGGGCAGGAUGUGCCUGGUCAGAUCUAGCAGGGCUCUUCCUAUGUUCUGAAUCCUAUUGAUUUUUUGGUGUCAGUUGACCCUGCUGCUCUCCUCUUAUAUUUUAACCUUUUCUCUUUUUGUCUGUUUGGGUGCCUUUUAACUGUAAGCAAUCUCCAAUAUUCCCUGUUUUCACUGAUCCUUUCAUUCUUGCUAUCUUCCCCUCUCUUUCAUCUAAAUUUAUUGAAUGUCUUGACUGGUCACAGUCUUCAGCUGCAACUUCUGUUUCAUCUCUACUAGUGUUGUUUUUAUUGUUUACACCCCUCCAAAACCUGCUCACUGUAAUUUUACAAACCAUGUCCUCUUGCUAAAUGUCCCCCCCUUGCUAAGGGGGUUUUGUCUGUUCUUAUUCUCUCCUCUGAUUGUUACAUGGUUGGCCUUUCCAUUUAAAAAAUGAAAACCCAGUUCCUUGCAUUCUCAUUGAAUUGCCUAAAGGGUGUAUGAGAACCAUGACUAAGGUUACCAGAUUUUUUUCCAGUGAAUCCGGGGACACUUUUCAACUUCAGUUGGAAUACAAAACACAUAAUAAGAAGGACAAAAGCAAAUAUUGCCUUGGGCAACUGAAGGAAAGCAGGAACACCAAUCUGUGUUAACUCUGGACUGUAUUGCAUUUACAUGAACGCAAAUGGCUUCUUCUUCGUUAACAUUAUAAAAAUGUAAUAUUUCUCCUCUAUUGCUUGGCCUUCCUCGGGGCCCCUGCCUGCUCUCUCGGGUUGGGUCUGGGCUUGGUCACGUGCCCUUGCCCUCCCAGUGCUCUCUCCUACCUCUCCUCCUCAGCAGCGGCGGUGGCGCGGCAAGGUCAGGGCUCCCCUCUUCUUUCUCCUUCCUCUUUCUCUCUCUUCCUCCUCCUCCUCCUUUCCCCCUUCUCCCUGCGUCGGCUCCAUGGUUUUCCUGGCCCCUUGAUUUGGGUUGCGGGGGGGGGGCGGUUAGUGGCUCUCCAAGUUGAUGCACCCGGCGUCCCCAGUUCCCGCUUGGCAGUGGCAGCAGCAGCGGUAGCACAGUUGACUCUGGCUGGCUUCUGGAGCUGCUUGCUGCCGUGGCGCCCGCCAUUUUGCCUUGCCAGAAGUCCCCAUAUGAUGUGUCUUGUGCCGUUGAACCAAUCACGCAACAUUCAUUCCCUACUAAUAAAUCUGCAACACUUAAAAUAUAAAUCCAGGGACAUUAAAUGAAAUCCGGGGAUGGAUUUUGUCUGGGGACAGAUUUGUAAAUCUGGGAACUGUCCCGGGACAUGGGGAGGUCUGAUAACCUUAACACCAUAUUUUCACAAUGCAUGUGCACCUACAUGAACCAUAAAUCCACCCUAAACCAUACAGUUGACAACCAUAGCUUGAAGUUGCUUUUCCAGGUAGCUAUAUAAGGGGACCAGGUUCAUGCAAAACCAGGAAACGUGUGAAUCUUGAAACCACCUCCAGUUCUUCUGAGGAGAAAUGGACAGAAAGAAGCACAUGAGUCUGUGCCUGGAAACCUCUCAGUCAAAGGACUGCCUUAGGCUAGCACUAUCCUAAAGAAACAGCAGCUUACAAGGCUGUUGUAAGGAUUCAUGAAAUAAGAUAGGCAAAGUUCCUUGAUAGCAUUGAAAAAUCUAUGUAAAUGCUAAAUAUUUUUAAUGCUAAUAAUCUGAUUUUAUGUAUUUAUCAAAUUUAUGUUUGUAUAGAGAUUGCUCCUUGGUUACAUGUAUUCAGAGCAGAAAAUGCUGUCGACUUCUCUCAGAUAACAUUUGAUCCAAGACAAAAAGAACUUGUUGUUGGAGCAAGGUGAGACAAUGCUUUUUAAAAAUUCUCUCUUAUCAGAUGGCUAAUUUUUCUUGUUUGAAUGCAUAUUUGAUUAAAAUGCAUCAUUUAUAUCCAUGUAACAUGUGAACAAGAGAUGCGGGUGGCGCUGUGGGUAAAACCUCAGCGCCUGGGACUUGCCGAUCGUAUGGUCGGCGGUUCGAAUCCCCGCGGCGGGGUGAGCUCCCGUCGUUCGGUCCCAGCUCCUGCCCACCUAGCAGUUCGAAAGCACUCUUAAGUGCAAGUAGAUAAAUAGGUACCACUUUAUAGUGGGAAGGUAAACGGCGUUUCCGUGUGCUGCGCUGGUGCAGGCUCGCCAGAGCAGCUUUGUCACGCUGGCCACGUGACCUGGAAGUGUCUUUGGACAGCGCUGGCCCCGGCCUCUUAAGUGAGAUGGGCGCGCAAGCCCAGAGUCGGUCACGACUGGCCCGUACGGGCAGGGGUACCUUUACUUUUACCUUAACAUGUGAACAAGCUAUGGACUUCAAAAUUAGCUGUGAUACUUGGUAACCACUUUUUUAAGAAAACUAGAUUCUGCAAUCCUUGCAGUGUUUAGGACUUGAAGCUCAGUGAUGCAGCCAAGAGAAUCAUAUUAUACAGUUCUGGUUAGACUGUUACAGUAAGGAAGGGAGUGGCUGAAUUAGCAUUUGAUUUGUGGGUGUUUCUCCCUUUCAUGCAAAUUGUGAAGCUGACUCACAACAGGUUAAAGCACUGUCUGUUACUGCUCUUUGUAUUUCUGUCAAGAGUGGAUUUUUUUAGCAGUAGAGUGCAUCUUGACACUCUGCUAUGAGCCUAGAAUUUACUAGUUUCAAAUCAGCCCAACGAACAAAUCUUGCAAACAGUUAAGAGUCAAACAUGCUUAAACUUGCCCAGCAAUAUCUUAAUUUGGGAUACAACUGUUGUGGCCCUAAGCAUGCAAUAUUUUUGCCCUUUUUAUUAUCCUGCUUUUGAUUCCAGCUAUCUACAGAUGUUGACUGUCCUGGGUUUCUGGGGUCAGACUGAGCUAUAAUAAUACUGCUUUAAGGAAGUGGCUUAGAUGAUGACUGGUGGUUUGUUUUAUUAGUUGCCCAAAAAAUUGAAACAGCGAACCCCCAAAGUGUUGUUUUUGUUUUGAUGAAGCAAUGCAACUUAAAUAAAACAUGUCAUGUCACCACCUGCAGUGUGCAUGGAUGAAAGUUCUUUCUUACGUUUGUUAAAAUUCAGUUCUGAUCAAAUUGGUGAACAUUGCUCCUUAGCCCAGUCCUGCCUUUCAAUGCCAGUUCAUUUGAGCUUCCUACCCAUAGCUGUCAACAUUUCCCUUUUUUAAAGGGAAAUUCCCUUAUUCCGAAUAGGAUUCCUCGCAAGAAAAGGGAAAAGUUGACAGCUAUGCUCCUACCAGCCCCUCUAGAAGGAAGUAGGAAGAGAAUGUUAGCAGGCUGCUGAAAAGCUCUCACUUGGAACUCCUGGAAUGUGCCAUGAACCUGCUUGCUGAUUUUUCCGCCUGCUCCGCCCUGAUACUCCAUGAAUCCUCCCCAGCUUGUACUCUCCUGGUUUGCCUUUGAUAUAGCUCUACCACCCAUGCCCUGGCUGUAAAAACAACCAAAAGAGAUCUGUGGAGGUGGUGGUGGUUUGGUUCUGCAGAGAAGAAAAAUAUGGUUUUUCAGAUCUGGGCUGAAGCAGGUUGCUUUGGUUUUUUGUUUCUAAAUCCUUACGGCUUCAAACAAUGGAACAGCUGCUCAUCAAAAGGUGAAGGAAUUUUUUAGGUUAUUGCAAUGCCUCUUAAAAAUAAUUUAUGAAUUCAAAUUUGGUUUCAUAGGUACUGAGAUAGCAAUAGUUCCUCUCAUUAAUCAUUGCCACAGUUGUUCAAGAUGAUGGCCAAACCUGAAUUUGAAUAGUUUUCAAAGUCAGAAAAAACCUCCCUAACUCCUAUUACAGAUUUUAUAAAGACCACCUUCUGAUAUUCAUGUUAAUUAAUGAAACUAACAGAUUAUCUUGGGCUGUUACCCAGCAACCACCUAACAAAAAUAAUGGUUAGCCAGCAGCCACAACAGUACAUUUAUUUUUAUGAUGUUUCAUUAAAGUUUGUAACCAAGAGCGAGUGAGAGUUGGAAAUGGGAGAUCCAAAGUGCCACUGGAAUAUGGAUGCCUGUAUAAGAAGGUCUUCAUGGCUGCAUUAGAGAUGUCCUGUCUUUACACAUUGCAGAUUUGAUGCUGUCAGAGGAAAUGUGUGUGUGUGAGAGAGAUAGGAGUUUUAAUAAUGGAGAUCACAGUAGUGAGGGUGAAAAUUUCAAAGAAGUUUUUGACAAUGAGCUACUGUAGGAAAGGAAGGUCGUUACUUCCUGGCUGGCUCUUCAUUUUUCUCAAAUAGAAAACAGCAGAUGCUCUGCUGCUACAGGAAGGCAAUCUGAGAGAGGCUGUCCAACUGAAAAAAACCUUCAGCCUUGCAAUUCCUAAAACGGGGUUUCCAUUCUGCAUAAAUUAGGGAUAAGCAGCUGAAGGCCCAUAGGCCAAACUGCCCUUCUCUGAGGACUAUUAUCUGGCCAACUCAGAAGCAAGAUAUGUAGGGUUGAGCCGAUAGUCACUGACAGUCCACUUUGGAGAGAGGAAGGUGCUCCAACAACUUUCAUCCCAUCUUUAUCAAGCUUCUCCUGCAAAUCUAGUUGCUGACUAAAGGAAUAUUUUAUUUUUGUGCUUGCUGCAGGAAAGUCUACAGAAAUAUUCAUGUAAAAUGUAUGAAAAGAUGAGCUCCUGUAGAUUAAGAAAGAAAAGAAGGAAGGUCCUUAAAGGACCUUUGCAGUAUUCAACCAAAUAAUUGCACAGAGAGACUUCUGCUUGUGCAAUGGGACUUCCCCUUCCCUUCCCCUUCUCUCCCUGCACCCCCCACUGUCCCCAAAACUGCUCCUGAAGGGGAAGAUGUAGGGGAGGAGAGUCACAUUGUACAAGCCUAGGUCAUUCCUACUUAGUGCUAUUUGAAUCCAACCCUGGGCUCUGGGACUUCCUCUCUGUCUAUGCUCCACAUGUCAAGAGUCUAUAGAGUUAAAUAUUUGAUAUAUAACUGACACACAGAUAUUUGUAUAUCCUCCUCCUAGUCACUCAAAAUGCCAGUGGGAGUAAACUUUAGAGAAACUAAGAAAGAAAAUGUAGAUCUCAUAUCCUAAGUUGCUUAAGGUAAGAUACCUACAGUAAAAUUAUCAAACAUCUCUGCUUUCGACAACCUUCAGUGUACACUUAGAAACGCCUAACAAUACAAACAAGUUUUGAAACGUUUUAUUUCUCUGUCAGAGUAUUUCUAAAUUGACAACUCAUUGAAAAAUACCAUGGCAGUGUACAAUAAAAUCAUGAAACAUCAUAAAACUAUAAGAUAAUGAAAUACAGAACAAGUGGCCAACACUUCUUUGCAGAAUAGAAACGUUUUCAGCAGGCAGUAGAUUUCCAAAAUUGCAGGGGCUUGUUUGAUUUCAAUAGGAAAUCUUCCAAACUCCUGGUUCUGCUAAGCUAAACACAAUGUGUGGUUAACAGAUACAUUAUAUAGGUUUACUCCUUAUUGAAGAGCUAGGGGCGGCUGCAGCUAUUUGUCAAGUGCACUGUCAGUGGCAAAUCCAGGUUUACUGUGACAAAGGCUUUUAAGCUUCUAAAUCAAGAAUAUCCAAGAACCAUGGUCUCCUGGUUCACCUGCAUAACUGAUGCCAUUUCUCCUUUCCCUCUUUUAGAAACUACCUCUUCAGGCUACAUAGUGAGGAUCUUUCUCUCAUCCAGGUAAGCAGUUAACUUUUACCCCCCCCUUUUAAAAAAGAAGCAAAACAAAUGGACAUUAAAACGUUUUCAGUGAAGAUGUGAAAAAGCUUCAGGAUGUCAAAUGGUGCAAUUGACUUUUGUUUUGUUUCCCCCUUCUUUUGUCCCCUUUAAAGCAUUUUUAUUGAAUUUUAUCCGCACAGUUGGCUUCUCUUGUAUAUUUUAUUUCUCACUAUACAGUAUUUUAAAAUAAAUCUCAGAACAGCUUUUUGGGACAAGUUGUGUAGGCUUAUUUUAAUACAUCUUUCUUCUAGCAAUUAGCAUUUCAGGGACUAUGAGCAUGUGGUUCUGCUGCCUUCUGUCCUUGAUACCUAGUUUUCUAUGCAGAGGGUUUUCUCUCUCUCUCUGGUACGGAAGGGCAUUUCAUCAAGUGAAUUCCCACCUGCAGUCUGAAGUGGGUACAACCUACAGUGAUCUAUAUACAAAUGUAUCUACCAUGACUUGUACAUGCACAAUAUGGUUGCUACUGCUGAUGGUUUGUAUUUACAUUUCUUAUAGAUAGAUAAGGUUUAAUUAUGUCUUAGCUCCAUAUGUUAUGCAGCCAGGUAAGGUGUGUGUGUGUGUGUGUGUGUGUGUGUGUGUGUGUGCAACUCUUUGAGGAGCCCAGCGCACCUGUAUUGCGUGCCUCCCCCCCUCCCCAUGUUAGGCUCAACUUAGCACCUCUGCCACACAUUAUUUGACAGAAAACCUGGGCUGGCAACCAAGUAUGUCAGAGAGAACUAUAGCCAAUCCUGGCUCUUUGCUAAUACGCCCUUGUGUUUAAUACUUUCCCAAACAUGUUCCUCUUAACCUAAAAAGGUCAUGUGUGAAUUAUCUUCAAAAUCUAACAUAUAAAUUGGCUCUUAAUUUGUGAAGCCAUGACGUGGAUGGCAUUCAACUCUUUGCUUGUGGGGAACAGAAAUUCCCCAUAAGCUAAGCAUAAUCAUGGAAACUAAUUGUGCGUAUGAUCCCUACCUGAGUCUGCAUUUUGUAUUUUGUAUUCCUAUUGCACAGAGGGUUUCAGCUAUUACUGAAUUGCCUUUAUAGUCCAUCUUGUAAAGAUGCCUUUAAAAAACAUGCAAAACACCUGCUUGCCUUGGCAGCCAAAGGCCUUUAUAUUAGAAGCCACCCCCGCUACAAGAGGAACUUGGUCUGUCUGCCUACUCAGGGCCAUUUUCACUGUGCGCUUGGGGCACAAUGUGUCCAAAUUAACCACCUACAAUUUUUUUUAGAAAGGGGGAGAAGGAGGCACACGGUCAUGCACUAUAGCCGUGCAGGUGUUUUACUCCCUGCAUUAAUGAGGUUAAUGGUGAGUGAAGUUGAAAUACUAGCAUAUAUGGGGUAUUUAUUGAGGGCGGCUUCACCCUUUGCCAGGCAAAAAUUUUUGUUGUGUGGUUACCAGUGCUUCCCAUAGAUACUUGCCUAGGAGAGAGACGAGUGAAAUUAAUGGGUAUUACUGGAGAUUAGGCAUGUACAGGACUGAGUUAUAAAUCUAUGGGUAAUAUUCAUGCAUGUCCACAUGUCUUUUAAAUGUGUGCACAGGUAAGAACAAAUGCAGCUAUGUGCUACUUACCAAGGACUGAAGUUCAAAGAGGUUGGAAUUAUAAUUGUAAUAAACAGAAAUGUAGAAACUAAAAUUCAUAGGAUUUUUGGCCUGACAGUUAUUUAUCUGCUGUAAUGCCAGGUUCCCUGCAAGACUGCUUGCAUAGCACAACACAUUAUAUAUUUCACUAACCUUUCUCUACAGCCAUCCAUAUAGAUUCUUCAGCUAUUGAUAUCAUACACACUCUGGCUUUUAUUUUAAAGCAUGCACCACUAUCCUUUCAGUUCUGCCUCAGUUUGAUUACAGAAUUUGUCUGACAGAAGACCACAGUACAUGUUACCAGUUCGACAGCAUUAUUCCAAAAAUCCUGCCAAGCAUUGCUAAAGGGUACGGCUGGAAAUAAAUGCCAAAUUUGUUUGAGCGCAUUUUGACACAGCUUGAAGAAUUUUCUCAUAAUUGCUUCUCAAUAGUGUUUUGAAUAAUGCUCAUUGCAUCUCUUAAGAUGCCCUCAGCUGCCAUGUGUUGGUACCAUAACCGUUUGAAAAAGUAACUUUAAAUGCAGGCUGCUCAGAGGAGCUGGGAGGGAUGCUGGCUUCUGGGGGGGCUGCUCCAUGAAAAUAUGUGCAGUACUGUUUUUUGUGUGUGUUUUUUUAAAGACAACCACCAUGUGAAUUAUUAUGAGGAAUGAGAAAGAGGAAGGACCAUUGCUGGCUGGCAGAGCAUAUGCACUGCACACAAAAGUUCUAGUAAUGGCAUAUCCAGGCAGAACUCGGAAUGUCCUACAGAGUCAGGUCAGGGGUUCUCAACAUGGUGCCCUCCAGCCCCAGCCAUCAUGACUAAUGAUCGGGGAUAAUGGGAGUUGUAGUCCAAAAUACCUGCAGGCUGCCAUGUUGCCUGUCCUGGUCUCAGUCAUCUUGACUACGUCUUAGACAGGAGAGCUGCUACCUCAAGAGCAUCCUGAAGUCAUAUAAAAGCUGGUUGGCUGGCCGGAGCCACCUGCAUUUGCUCUACCCCUUCAGGAGAAUGGUUUGUUCUUUUAAAGGGCCAUCGCCCUAUUCUGUAAAAGCUGCCUCCUGCAGGCUGGAGGAAGUGAGGGGUGUCCUCAGCUGACAACCCUCCAACAUUUCUGUGACGAAAAUAGAGGCGUCCAUAACAACAACAGCAACUUUACUAUUUAUAUCCCACCCAUCUGACUGGGUUGCCCUAGCCACUCACAGUGGCUUCCAACAUAUAUAAAAACAUAAUAAAACAUUAAACAUUAAAAAACUUCCAGACAUUAAAAAACUUCCCUUCAGAUGGCUCGGGGGUCAGAUAACUCCAUACCCUCCAACAUUACUCCAAUGAAAAUAGGGAUGUUCUAAGGAAAAGGGGGACAUUCCGGGAUCAAAUCAGAAACCGGGACAGUUUCUGUAAAUCCAGAACUGUCCCUGUAAACGAGGGACACUUGGAGGAUCUGAUGGAGUCUGACAAUAGUGCAUCCUCUGGCCUGGGUAGUCUGGGAGGACUCCUCAGGCAGUGGCUUCUCUCCCUCUGAGAUUACCAUGCAGCUAGAGAACGUCGCAGGUUCUCUGAACGUGGGCUGUGAUAUUUUCCUUUCUUCCUCAUGAGCUGUUGCGACAGAGAAAGCAGCACUUCUUCCAGGUCUUAGGGAGAGUAUUUUGGAACUGGUAAAAAGAACUUGCUCAUGCCACCCUAUUUUGCAAAGUCUCACCAGUCUCAAGUGCAUACAGUGGUGCCUCGCAAGAUGAAAUUAAUCCGUUCUGCGAGUGUCUUCGUCUAGCGGUCUUUUCGUCUUGCGAAGCAACCCUAUUAGCGGCUUAGCGGAUUAGCGCUAUUAGCGGUUUAGCGGCUAUUAAAGGCUUAUCGGCUUAGUGGAUUAGCUGCUAAAAGGCUAUUAAAGUCUUAGCAGCUUAGAAAAGGGGGGGGGGAGCGGAAAAAAAUCUCAAGACUCGCAAGACAUUUUCGUCUUGCGAAGCAAGCCCAUAGGGAAAUUUGUCCUGCGAAGCAACUCAAAAACGGAAAACCCUUUCGUCUAGCGGGUUUUCCGUCUUGCGAGGCAUUCGUCUUGCGGGGCACCACUGUAACUCCUUUUGGGGGUCUGGCUAGAUGUGACAAGUCGCCACUAGCUAAAUGGGUUGCAUACAGUGGUGACCGUCUGCUGACAGAAGACACUUUGAUCCAGCAGAAGCUUUAGCAGAACCAGGAAGGAGGAGAUUUUCUCCAGUUUGUCCUCACUGCAGCCCCCAUCUAUUCCUGAAUGGGGGACCCUUCAGAACAGCACAUAAGAUUCAGAGGGAAGGGGGACUUGCAGAGGAGAGAACCAAUUGACAAAACUCACCUCAGUCUCCUUUCCACUGAGUAAAACCUCCACUGGAUUGAAGAAUCUUCUGUCCCCAUGAGAGACACAGGAGGCAGCAGAAUGGCUUUAAAUGGAGGAUGAAGCUGUUACUGCUGUUAACCACUACUGCUAAAUUAAACCUCGGCUUGGCCAUAACCCUUGUGCUCUGCUUGUGGUUCCUCUUCAUCCUGGAGAAGAGUGACUAGUGGGAUGCCACAGGGUUCUGUCUUGGGCCCGGUCUUAUUCAACAUCUUUAUCAACGACUUGGAUGAUGGACUCAAGGGCAUCCUGAUCAAAUUUGCAGAUGACACCAAACUGGGAGGGGUGGCUAACACCCCAGAGGACAGGAUCAUACUUCAAAACGACCUUGACAGAUUAGAGAACUGGGCCAAAACAAACAAGAUGAAUUUUAACAGGGAAAAAUGUAAAGUAUUGCACUUGGGCAAAAAAAAUGAGAGGCACAAAUACAAGAUGGGUGACACCUGGCUUGAGAGCAGUACAUGUGAAAAGGAUCUAGGAGUCUUGGUUGACCACAAACUUGACAUGAGCCAACAGUGUGACGCGGCAGCUAAAAAGCCAAUGCAAUUCUGGGCUGCAUCAAUAGGAGUAUAGCAUCUAGAUCAAGGGAAGUAAUAGUGCCACUGUAUUCUGCUCUGGUCAGACCUCACCUGGAGUACUGUGUCCAGUUCUGGGCACCACAGUUUAAGGAGGUCACUGACAAACUGGACCGUGUCCAGAGGAGGGCAACCAAAAUGGUCAAAGGCCUGGAAAAGAUGCCUUAUGAGGAACGGCUAAGGGAGCUGGGCAUGUUUAGCCUGGAGAAGAGGAGGUUAAGGGGUGAUAUGAUAGGCAUGUUCAAAUAUAUAAAAGGAUGUCACAUAGAGGAGGGAGAAAGGUUGUUUUCUGCUGCUCCAGAGAAGCGGACACGGAGCAAUGGAUCCAAACUACAAGAAAGAAGAUUCCACCUAAACAUUAGGAAGAACUUCCUGACAGUAAGAGCUGUUCGACAGUGGAAUUUGCUGCCAAGGAGUGUGGUGGAGUCUCCUUCUUUGGAGGUCUUUAAGCAGAGGCUUGACAACCAUAUGUCAGGAGUGCUCUGAUGGUGUUUCCUGCUUGGCAGGGGGUUGGACUCGAUGGCCCUUGUGGUCUCUUCCAACUCUAUGAUUCUAUGAUUCUAAGUUUCAAGAGCUGUCUUGUCUUGCAGUUGUUGGAGAAAUGACUGGAGUUGAUCUAGCAAGGCAGUUCUCAUGUUCACAUGUGUUCCUUCCAGGGCCGUCUUAAGCAUAUCCGGCGCCAUGGUGCAUAGCUCCCUCCAGCGCCCACUCCCCCCUCCCCGUUUAGGGAGAAUGGCUCUGCCGGUGGGGCUGGAGGUGGCAGGCAGCGGCUGGAGGGCGGCACCAGGGUUCUGGAGGGUGCCAGGGAAGAGGCUGGACAUGGUGCCUCCCGGCUCAACUGGCUGCUUUGUGCUGUGGUGGCCACGGCAGAAGGAGGCGCCGGGUGCGGCACUGCUUCGGCGGUGAGCUGAUGCCGGGAGGCGCCGCGUCCAGCCUCCGCCUCUUCCCUGGUGCCCUCCAGAACGUGGCGCCCUGGUGCCCCGCGCCACUAGCCUCUGUGGGUAAAACGCCCCUGGUUCCUUCAGUAAGCAAUAAACUCCGUUCCCUGACUAUGAGUCAGUAGCUACAACAACUAACACAUCUUGGGACGAUGCACAGUGAUGCUAUUCCAUUGUUGCAUGGGUACGGUCAAUCUGUGUCUGUCAGAGGUUGGCAGAGGCUCUCUGCCAAGGACCUUCUGCCCCUGAUGCUUCUCCUCCUUUGGCUGUCAUUGCCCAUGUGCUCACCAAACCCAGGCCUGGAGGGGGGAGCAAGUGAGUAGCAAUGGCAGCGAGGGAGAAGCUGCUUCCCCACUGCCUCUCUCUCCCUGAUCAGCUAGCAAACUCCUGGGGUGGAGGAUGACGGUUUUUGCCAGAGCCCCCCUUCACCAGCCCUGCAAACCUGAAGCCUGCACUGAUUACUGUCAUUUUGUUCUGUCAAAUUAUAUUCUUGGUUGCAUUGCACCUUUGAAAAACAUGGUGUUUGAAUACAUGGCAUAAGAUGUGAAGGCAAACAGAUAACAAUAGUAAAAACGCAACUAAAUGGAAUUAUGAAAUUAUGUAGCUGUUUUCUGAGGCGGUGUAAUCCAACCACCUUUGGAAAUAAUAUAUUUUGCCAGUGUCUAAUUACCAGAGCCAUCUGCCUAAGGCAUGCUCUGCCAUCUGUCUGGAAUUUUGUUUUGUUCUUUUCUGUUUGUUUUCUGUUUUUAGUUUAUAGAAGUUCAUAGAGUCACAGGAUUGUGGAGUUGGAAGGGGCUCAAAAGAGAUGUAUUUCUGUUGGUAUGAAGUGGUUGCGAUGGUAGAUGCUGUUGCUGUAUCUGUCUGGUGUGUGUCAUAAUGGGUGUAACAGCGCAAUACUUCAUUCAUACACAAACUCCUCCUUCUUCUUCCUCCAAAGCUCCUAUGGGCUUGGCUGUCUUUACCCAGGGUGCAAGGGGUGCGGGGCACCCGGGCGCUGAAUUCUGGGGGACGCCCACCGCUGAAGCCGCCUAAGCUCUUAACUAUCUACCUGUUAUGAAGUAAUAAAUAAUUUUGAUUAAGCUAGAAAAACAAAAUACAUAUAUACCUAAGUAUUACUGAAAUGUAUACGUACUGUUUCACCAAAAGACUUUCGUCUUUCUGCGGUCAUUUACCAAAGACACGCCGUGCCAGCGGCAGCGCUUGUCAUUCACAACAGUGGGGCUUGUCAGACUCAACGGCGCUAUGCGCACGAAAUUAACUCUUACAUUAAAAUAUUGUGUUACGUAUUGUAUUGAGGUGCUAUGCGGCAGCGGGGUCAGCGGCACCUUUGACAUGACUGAUGUUUCUCCUAAGUAGGUGCCUAAACAAUACUUAUAAGUUUAAGUGUGGUGGUGUUGUAUACUUCGGUAUAAGUGUAUUGUAAAUAUUAAAUAAAAAUAAAUAAAUAAAUAGCCUCCACUUGCUGGACUCCACCCACUGAACUGCCUUCAGUUAUAUUCUUCCAUUCAUCCAGUUACCUUUUUCUUUCCUUCCUUCGUUUCUCCUCUGUCUAAACUGAGAUUGUAAGCUCCUUGGGGCAGAGAUCUGCUUCUGUCUCCCCCCCCCUCCUUUUCUUUAUGUUACUCUGUAAAAUGUGUAUUUUUCUGGUGGUAAAAAAACCAAAAAACAAAGAAACGAACCAGGCUUGCUGUUAACUGAAUUUGGUGCUUAGAGCAGGCAGGGGUUUGGGGAAAAGCAGGAGACAGAAGGCAAGAGUGUAUACUAGAGCUGGACCAAACUUUUCAUGUUGAAAUCUGGCAUUUCACUGAAUUGGGAAGCAGGUUAAGCAGGAAAAAGCCGAUCUAUCUGAUUUCUAGUCCUAACCAUGUGGAACAGUGAAGAUCAGAAGUCCUGAAACAGAACAGGGCACGGUUGUCAACUUUUCAACCAGCCCUGGUUCCUGUGUCUUUUAAAAGUGUUUGAUCUUCAGCAAUUAGCAGGUGAACAUUUUCAUAGCACGGAGAUACAUGCUAUCACCUGCUAAUUGCUGCAGAUCAAAGCAAAGACAAAGGCCAGUUGAAGACUGUAACAAACCUCAAGAGCUGUCUCUGGGGUCUGCCUCCCACACACAUGUUUUUCGCUGCUUGAGUGCAAGAAGCUCUGGCAACCAAUCGGAAGCCGCGCCUCGGUUGUCAAACGUUUCAGAAAUUGAAAGGUCUUCCGGAACAGAUUACAUUUGACAACCAAGGUUUGACUGUACAGUGGUACCUCGGGUUAAGAACUUAAUUCGUUCCGGUAGUCCAUUCUUAACCUGAAACUGUUCUUAACCUGAAGCACCACUUUAGCUAAUGGGGCCUCCUGCUGCUGCUGCUGCGCCGCCGGAGCAUGAUUUCUGUUCUCAUCCUGAAGCAAAGUUCUUAACCCGAGGUAGUAUUUCUGGGUUAGCGGAGUCUGUAACCUGAAGCGUCUGGAACCUGAAGCGUCUGUAACAUGAGGUACCACUGUAUAAAUAAUCCAGUAAUCAUAAUCAAGAAAAUAAAAGAACCAGAAUUAAAUAAUUGUUUAAAUCUGGUUAUUUGUAUGCUUGCCCUGAAUUAAGAAUUUGUUGCCUUUUUUUUUUUUUUUGGAUCAAGUUGUAACCAGUUUUAGGGACGCGGGUGGCACUGUGGGUUAAACCACAGAGCCUAGGACUUGCCGAUCAGAAGGUCAGUGGUUCGAAUCCCCGCGACAGGGUGAGCUCCCGUUGCUCGGUCCCUGCUCCUGCCAACCUAGCAGUUUGAAAGCAAGUCAAAGUGCAAGUAGACAAAUAGGAACCGCUCCGGCGGGAAGGUAAACAGCGUUUCCGUGUGCUGCUCUGCUUUGCCAGAAGCGGCUUAGUCAUGCUGGCCACAUGACCCGGAAGCUAUACGCCGGCUCCCUCGGCCAGUAAAGCGAGAUGAGCGCCCCAACCCCAGAGUCGGUCACAACUGGACCUAAUGGUCAGGGGUCCCUUUACCUUAUAAACAGUUUUAUUGCAAAAAGACCCUGUACACAUUUAUAUCAAUUCUAGUACCUUACAAUUUUAGCUACCCAACAAGUUAUUAACAUACAGAAACAUGCAUGAAAAGCAAGAAAGAUCACCCAUCCCGUCUGCAUAUUAGCAACUUGUCACUGUUGAGCAACAAAGCUCACAUCACUGCGUUUUUAUGUGAACAGUCACUUUUAGCAUUCAUCCUGGGUGAAAGAUGGAAUGAUUUAAGUACAAAUGUAACAUAUUAUAAACAAUUUCAUACAAAAAAAGGUCACAAAUUGAAACCAAAGUAUUUUACAGAAUUUACUACAAAACACCAUAAAAACUUCCUCCUCUUAAGCCCUCUCCCCCCAUAUCCUACGAGCCAGUUGGAUGUCUUUGGGCAUGAUGGUGACUCUCUUGGCAUGGAUGGCACACAGGUUCGUGUCUUCAAAGAGACCCACCAGAUUUGCUUCACUAGCCUCUUGCAGAGCACCAAUGGCUGCACUCUGGAACCUCAAGUCUGUCUUGAAGUCUUGAGCCAUCUCCCUUACCAGCCUCUGGAACGGAAGCUUGCGCAUCAAAAGUUCCGUGGACUUUUGGUAACGACGAAUCUCUCGCAGCGCCACAGUACCAGGCCUGUAGCAAUGAGGUUUCUUGACUCCACCAGUAGAGGGAGCGCUUUUCCAAGCAGCUUUGGUAGCCAGCUGUUUACGUGGAGCUUUGCCACCAGUGGACGUACGGGCAGUCUGCUUGGCAUAGCUGUCAACUUACAGAUUUGAAAAUAAGGGAUCAGCAGCCAAACUAAGGGAUCAACAAUUACUUUGAUAAAAUACAUAUUUUGUUGCGUGCAAAUGGCUUUAGAUACCCAUUAGGUCCAUAAAUUACCAUAUAGCAUAUAUUCAACACAAAAAAAACAGCAACAAUUUGUUGUUGACAAAGCACAGCUGGACAUAGAAAGGGCCCCAUUACCUUCAGUAGCUUAUUUAAGGGACAUCAUCAAUAAGGGACAGCAGCAGGACAUGGCGCUGGGAUAAGGGACUGUCCCGCCAAAUAAGGGACACUUGACAGCUAUGCUGCUUGGUAUGCUUGGCCAUUUCCCUUCACUUUUUUACACUUUCAGGAACGGAGCCUUUAAAAACAAUUCCGCUCCUAUCAGCCGCAAGGUACACGUCCUACUCCUUCCCCGACGAACCCGCAACCGUGAAGUUGUUGACUUUUAUCUGAAAGUCUGCUUUUAAUAUGCUUCCAGAAUUUGCUGUUCCCCUCCCUGAUUCAAGGAGACUUUUUUAAAAUGAUGCGCUGACAUUUCAGGGCGAGCCCUCUCCAAACCACAGGAAACACUUUCCCCGACUUACAAUGAAGCACAUCAAUGAGUUUCUUUCAGAUGCAGUGAUAAAUCAGGACCAAUUCCUUCUGAAAUGUGGAAUAUUAUGGGGCAGUUUCUCCAACACAUGGGACAAUCACAGCUUGAUUACUUUGCAUGCGAGUCAAUGUGAACAAGGUUGCUUGACAGUAGAAAGUUUGGAAAAUCACAUUAUCUUUGAGCUAUUAUCCCUGCUGUUAAAUACUCCCCGCCCCCCGCCUAUUAUUUCACAGCAAACUAAGUACAGGUUCCAAGAAAAGCUGCUUGCAUGAUGCUAUGUGCCAAGUGUUGAUUCUUGGCUUUGGGAAUUUAUUUAAACAAGAAUCAAGAAGUCACAGCUCUAGUUUCUGUGCCAAUUGUAGGGUUGCUGAAGUCAGGUAGAGGCAAUUGCACUAGCCAAGUCAAGUGAAAACUUGCAAAGGUUCUACAGAUUUCCAGCCCAUGCCUGGAAAGGAGAAGCAUCUUGUGGGUCUCCCUCCCUCUUCCAGUCUGUCUCAGCUGACGGCUGUGUCUCCAUGGAAACUGGUCCCUCAGCAGACAAAGAAUUGAUGACUUCAACUCUUCCUUCAACUCUCCCCUUUGUCAAGCAGUACAGUGGUAUAUCAGUCCCACAUAGGGAUUUAGUAUAAUUUGGAUUAUUAGUAUAAUAAUCUUUAGUAUAAUUUGGAAGUUCUAAUCAUAUAGAAUGAUACAUUAAGAAUGCAUUAUUGAUAAAUAAUUAAUAAUAUACUAAUUUUAUGUACUUUUAAUAUCUGACUGAAUAGUGUAAGGUUUUUUAGAGAGGAAAAUGAAACCCUGAAAAUAAAUAUAUAAAUAUAAAUAUAAUAUUUAUAUCCUCCAGGCAACACAUACUAUCUUCUCCCUAUCUUAUCCUCACAACCCAGUGAAGUGGGGUGAGUGUUGCUGGCUGCUCCAAAGGUACUCAGUGAGCUUCAUGGUUCAGGAGAGAGAGAAUUGAACACCGUUCUCCUCAGUCCUCGUUUGGUGCUCUAACUAUGACAUCACACUGGUUAGGUUCACAUAAACACUGACUUGGUUGCAAGGAAUGCAGAGAAUGAAUGUUCAAAGGUUGUCCAUAGAACAGGGAGGUAAAUGGCCUACUCUGUGACUUCAACAGCAGUACUGCAGAAAUCAAUAUACUGCACAGGCAAAGAUACAAAGAUUUGCAGGCAUCAGCUGAUCAGAGGCUCCUGCAAAUUCUGCUUUCAACAGGGAGCCUUACCUUAUAUGAUGUCAGAUGUAGAGCAGGGGGACGUGGUUUGGGGGAAAUGACCCGUUGGAGGUUUCCCAGCAAUGCCCUAUAUAACCUAAAUUGCGGUCAUCUCCCUGGCUUUCAAGGUACUGCUUUUUUCCACCUGGGUCUUUAAAAUGUCUUUGAUUUUAAUGUGCGUCUUUAUCCAUCCUGCAUUCUCAUGUUUUGUUUUAAUCCCUUAUGGUGUUUAUUUGUUAUUUAUAGUAUUUCAUGGUUUUUAGUAUGCUGUCCUGUCUUGAAAUCAUUUGGUGAAUGGCAGCAUACAGAUUUUUUAAAUAAACACGUAAACAUUUUGGCCAUUCUAAAUAAUAAAAAACAUGUUUAUUUCUUAAUGUGCUUGUUCAGCACAUUAAGGGUUUUGAUGUUGAAACAAGACCCUGAACCCCACACCCACCCCAGCCACACCUCAUACAUGAACAAGGGAAACAGGUGAACAAAUGUGGCUACGUGUGGCCCUGAAUUAAUUUCUCCAUAGUUAUAUUUUGGUCUUUCGUCAUCCUGUGCGUGAAUGAAUUUACUUGCUUCACGCCUUGCCUCUUGCGUGCAGAAGAAGCACACCAUUAUUGCUAAGCCAAAAGCAAACUGCAAGUUACCAUCAUCUGGAGCCAAACAACCCACGACUUCUGGUUCAGAAGCAGUGCUGAGCCAGGGCUUGCGGUUUGCUUGCUCCCAGUGCUAGUGUGGAGAAGCGAAACAGUCAUGAUUCACUCGUGCCCAGCAAGCCAUGAUUUAUGGUUUACCGUGAUGCCCAAAUACAGCCAUUAUAUUUUCUCUCCCAUGCAAUUUUAAAUCAUUGUUGUUUAUUUCAGUGGAAACACACGAUCUCUAAGCUUGCUCCUGGGCAUUUUGCUUGUUGUUUUCUGCAUCUAAUCUUUAUUUCUUUCUGUGUGCUAGGGAGUGGAGUGGUCUUGUGAUGAAGCUACUACAAAGGCUUGUUACAGUAAAGGCAAAUCAAAGGUGAGUAGCUCCUUCUUAAAUAAUUUCCUAGAUCCGAGUGAGAAAGUUCAUCUGUCCACUUGUGCCUAUACAUGUUUACUUGAAAAUGUUCACAGGAUUGCAGACUCAUUCAAGCAAGGUUCUAAUCAAGUUAGCAUCUGUACAUAGUGAAGGAACAAGACCACACUGCUCAGUGUGUGCAUCUUUCCUGCCUAAAGACCUGUUGGGAUCUGCUUACUGGAUUGCACAUUUGUGCAGUGUCCUAUGUGAGUUAACUCCAGUUUGGACCCAGACACACAGACCUCAUGCAGAUAUUGCAUCCAGUGCAUGGACACUUGGCAGGCUUAGGCACUGGAGGGUUCGCCUUUGUGCAUGCAUGCUUAAAGUCCCACUCAAGAGUCUUUGUACUGUGGUUGCUCUCACACCACAGCAGAACAGUUGGAGCUAUAUUAUUAUGGGAACCUGCUAGUGUAUACCAUGUUGGGUGCAUGUUUUUGAGUUACAGUGAACUCCUUAGGCUUUGUUCUUUGGUCCUGGGACAAAGUCGGUAACCAGACUGAAUUUCACUCAGCCUUGUCUGCAGACUUUCUGGGGUGCUGGAAGCACCUGAAUGGUACAGCAAAUAGACCUUUAUUGUUGUUUCCAAAUUCAGUCCUUUGAGGGGGGUAGAGUGAUAAAAGCAGGAAGCAUAUCUUUGCAGUUAUAACAACCAAUCAUAAUGCAGUCUUACUUCUGGAAAAAGUCAGGCUGGAGGUUUAAAAAUCUGCAGAUGCAAUUUUAAAACACUAGGACUAUGAAAAUAGAAACAAGCCUUACCAGAUUUGUUUCCUGCUUGCAUGACAACAUAUAGUACAGACACCAGAGAUUAUUUGGCGUUUACAAAUCUUAUAAAAUCCAUAAUUCCCCUUGAGAUAGUACUUCAAGGUAGAAAUCUGAAUACUCUUUGUUCUGCAUACCCCAAAGCUAUGGGCUGAAUGCAUUCUGUGACUGCAGUUGGUCUGUUUCAUGCCACAUAUAAUGGUAGCUGCAUAUAUAGACCACAAAGGGUUGCCUUGGCAUUGCCCACAACGCACACAGUUCUUGUAUGGACAAGCUGACCUCCACAAAAAUGUCCAGCUGCACAAUUAUGAGCACAGUCACAGCCAAGGCACCCUUGAAUCAUACUUUUGAAAGAGGCAGAAAAACUUGGAGAUUGAUUGAUUCCUUUGACCAACUCUACGAAUGUUUGACAGUUUCUGCAUCGCCAGGUGUGGAUGGUGCAAUGCCUGCUCCAAGGAGUGUCUGUUCCUCUGAAAUUACCCCCACAUAUCAAUAACUGAGUUUGCCACAAUACUCCCUUUCUCCCUCCCCAUCUCUCCCUCUUUCACGGGGAAGGGUGGGCUUCAUACAGCUUCCUUUAUGAACCUGAGAUAGUAUGGCCCCAAAGAGUUAUACGGUGGUGCCCUGCAAGACGAAUGCCUCGCAAGACGAAAAACUCGCUAGACGAAAGGUUUUUGCGUUUUUUGAGUCGUUCCGCAAGACGAAUUUCCCUAUGGGCUUGCUUCGCAAGACGAAACGUCUUGCGAGUUCUUGCGAGUUUGUUUCCUUUUACUUUAAGCCGCUAAGCCGUUAACAGCCGCUAAGCCGCUAAUAGCCGUGCUUCGCAUGAUGAAAAAACCGCAAGACGAAGAGACUCGCGGAACGGAUUAAUUUCGUCUUGCGAGGCACCACUGUACCAAAUCCAAAAUGCCUGGAAGAGUUACAGGGUGCAAAAUGUGAGCGCAUUUAACGAAAGGAAUCGUAGAAUUAGAGAGGACCAUUGUGACAUUUUAGUAUUAGAAAAUUCAAUGUGCAAUACAGCAAAGAAUGGAGUACUGCAUUGUUUGUUGGAGGUUGGAGGAAAAAAGAGCCUGAAUUACUUGCAUUUUUAGUGGCCCUUGCCACAGUUGAGUCAACUGCUACAACAAAGCAUAGAGAAAGUGAUGCAGCAGAGCUUCUCAAAAGGAUCAAUGGGUUUCUUGUAAUUAGGAAUUGAUUGUAAAUAUACCGUAUUUUUCGCUCUAUAACACGCACCUGACCAUAACACGCACGUAGUUUUUAGAGGAGGAAAACAAGAAAAUAAUAUUCUAAACGAAACAGUGGAUGUAUGUUUUUUGUGGUUCAUGCUGUGGCCACAGACAUGUGAUCUGACGGUGAGUUUGGGGUGACCCAGUGCAAAAAUCCUGAGGAUCCAUGUGGAUCCGUGCUUUGUAACCACGUUUUAAGUGGGGAGGGAAGGAAAAGCACUCAAGGGACAAGGAGCACGCAUGGGGGGUGUGGAGAAGGAUGCUGCUAAUAAUGCAGGAGAGGCUCCUCUCCGGCUUUGCUCCUUUAAAACAAGCAGGCUUUGCGUCUCUCCCUCCUCCCCGGCAAGGAAACCACGAUAGUAACCACUCUGAGACAAAUCAAGAAAAAUUGCGACCAACACUCUCCCCCAACAAGCGCAGUGAGGUCAGAACACACACACACACAGAGAACUGGCCCUAAAGUCGCAGGGCGCUGGAAGUCGCAGGGGCGCUGGGGGAGUGAACGGGAAGCAAGAGAAGGAGAAGGAGCCCUCACACACACACACACACACACACACACAGACACACAGAAUAUCAAUCCUAAAGUCGCAGGGCGCUGGGAGAGUGAAGGGGAAGCAGGAGGAGGAGACCGAUAGCUCAAGCACACACACACACAGCCCCUACAGUGGCUAAUCCAAAAUCGGACAGCAAAAAACUGCAGGCAGGGACAGAGAGCAGGGGUUGUUUUAAAGCAGCCAACUCCCGCUCUGCUUCUCUCCCUCCUCCCCGGCUCCGCUAGCUGACAGGAGCCGCUUACACCCGCUUUGCUGUUUCAAAGCGAGCCACGGACUGCUCACGACUGCAGCAGAUUCCCCCGCCAUCUGUAGGCAUUCGCUCCAUAACACGCACAGACAUUUCCCCUUACUUUCUAGGAGGAAAAAACUGUGUGUUAUGGAGCGAAAUUAAGGUAAUCUGCACACACCUUCAGGUAUAGUUUAUCUGUUUUUUUUCAUACAUAGUUUCAUACCAUAGGAUACUGAAGAGCAGGUCAGGUUUUGCUUAGCAUAUGCUGCUUAUGGGACAUUGAUGAUCCUGUUUUCUCUUUCUUUUUUGAUGUUAGGAAGAGUGCCAGAAUUAUAUCCGUGUCCUUCUCAUUGGUGGGGACAGACUCUUUGCAUGUGGAACUAAUGCGUUUACGCCCAUUUGCACUAAUCGGACGGUAAGAAUAUGGACAAAUCCACACUACAGAAUUAAACUGGAUCAGAACUCAUUCCUUCUUCUCAGGGAGCCCUGGAUACUGGGAUUGUGUGGGGUGGAAGGGUGCUAUGGCUGCCUGGGAGAACGCCCUUUCUGGGGAGAUCCACCUGAGGCCCUUUUUGCAGUUCUUUACAUGCUAGGCUCUGGUCCUGUUGGCAAGUUAAGAGAAGAUUUUCAGCGCGUGUACCAAACUACAGUUUCCAAGAUAGGAGGAGUGCAUGGUGGCAAUACAAAAGUUAGUUUGAAAUAUUAAUAUUAAUACCCCACCCUCCCUGGCCAAGACCGGGCUCAUGGUGGCUAACACCAAAUAUAUUAAUACAUUAAAAACACAAAAUCAAAUGAUUAGUUAAAAUACAAUUUGAAAUCACAUUUAAAAUCAAAAUAAAAUUAAAAGUUCACCAGGCCCAGCCACUCGUGCUGGUCCCAUAUGGGCCGAUAGAAAGAGCCAAGGAAGCCACUUACAUACAGGGUCCCAUAGAAAGAAGGGGGUCAGACUGGGCCCAGACCAAAGGCUCGGCGGAACAGCUCCGUCUUGCAGGCCCUGCGGAAAGAUGUCUCUUGUGACAGAGCAUUCCACCAGGCUGGGGCCACAGCUGAAAAGGCUCUGGCCCUGGACUAACCUCCUUGAGACCCGGGACCUCCAAGAUGUUAUUCUUUGUGGACCGUAUAGGGUCCUCUGUGGGACAUACCAGGAGAGGCGGUCCCUUAAGUAUGAGGGUCCUAGGCCGUAUAGGGCUUUAAAGGGUAAAACCAGCACUUUAAACCCGACCCUGUACUCUACCAGGAGCCAGUGCAGCUGGUAAAACACUGAAUGAAUGUGAUCCCGCGGCGAGAGCCCCAUAAGGAGCCUCGCUGCAGCGUUCUGCACCCGCUGGAGUUUCUGGGUCAGCUUCAAGGGCAGCCCCACGUAGAGCGAGUUACAAUAAUCAAGCCUGGAGGUGACCGUCACAUGGAUCACUGUGGCCAGAUGAGGGCGAGAAAGGUAAGGGACCAGCUGCUUAGCACGCCAGAGGUGGAAAAAUGCCUCUUUGCUGUAGCUGCAACAUGUGCAUCCAUAAAAAGGGAGGCGUUGCUUCUAUAGAAAUAGAAUAAAAUAUAAUAAAUAGAAACAAAUAAAGUAGGUAAGCAGUCAUGAUUAUUGCUGGAGGAAAGAUGCAGAGGUAACUGGAAAUAUCUGGUGGUUGCCUAGCUGAUGCUGUUCAUGGCAAUUCAUAGGUUGGAAUUAGAUGAAAUCUGUGGGAGAGCUUGCUUUAAUAUUGGGGCUAACCUGAAUACUAUUCAUGCAAUUUCAUUUUAUUAUUAUCAACCCCUUCCCUGGUCAUGCAGUUGGUUACAGCCCCACUUAAGCCUCAGCCUGCAAGCCAGCACUGAGUUUCAUGAGUCGUGGGGAGGAGUCUUUAUGUAAGUUAUGUAAAGGGAAAGGGACUGAAAUUUUGUUCUGUUGGGAUGGUGAGAAGGACCCUGAGUUUGAUUGUUGUCAGAAUUAGUUAAUUUAAAUUAAGCAAAUUUAGAUUAUUUUAAAAUAAUAAUUGAGAAAUAAGGCCAAUUUAAAUUAAGAUUUCCCCUUUUUGAAGUUCCUGUAUUUAUAGUUGGUUUCUAUCACAAUUAAGUCAUUUUGGCUUGCAACCAAAUGGAGUCUUUAUGCUAUCUAGAAGCACAAUAUAAGCCUUUUGGUCAUGAUGUGCGUAUGCCUUGCAGAAUUAUACCCACUCAGAGACAAGGAGCAGAAUUGUGUGCGGUUCUUUCUAUAUACCUGUGAGGAUAUUAAGUAAGAGCAGUUAGUUGAUCCAACAACCAUGUUGUAAGUAUCCAGAAUGUCUGUAAAGGACUGGCAGUUAACAAGGCAAAUGUUUUUAGGUAUCGGGUUGAAAAGUGCAUAAAUAGUCAUAUUUUGUCUGAAUAUGUUGCAGAAGUCAGAAAAUUGACAGGCAUGAAGCAAGAGUAGAAAAAUAAGUACUCUAAGGAUGGCCCAGUAUAGCAUCUCCUCUCAUACCUUCAGUACCUGUGAUGAUUUGCUAGACCCUGGAUCCACUAGAAAUCCCAUAUUAAAUGCAACAUGUAACUUUUUUGGAGCUUUAAAAAAAGUCCUUUGGGGGCUUCCUACACUACUGUGCCUCUCGCGUUGAGCAAUGUCUAGAACUUGGGAAGAAAAAUAACAUAGCAGAACAUAGAUUCUGGAUGCAUGUUUGAUGGCAGAGCCUCCUACACCAAGAGAUCUAUCACUCUGCUCCUGGUUUCAUUUUCUGCUAUAAAUUAUUUAUUUUUGUGCUCAUUUAUGUAUUCAUUUAUAAGCUGCUUGUAUCCUGAAGGCUUGAGGCUGGUAAUGAAAGCAAAAGAGAACCAUAUCCCAUCAUAUCUCUGCUGGGUUAACUCUGGAAACAGGCUAGUCCCACAAUGCUGCUGAGAUUAGUGUACUCCAGUUAAUGGGGCAGGUUCCUUUUAGAACACCUUUCUUUGCAUUCUUACUGUUUGAAUUUGAUGCACAGAUGGUAUCAUGAACAGGGAGACCAUGCAAUGCAAUUAGAGUUAAUGCUAGUGAUUUUCUAUUAGAUUUCUUUCGAUUGCAAAGUGUGCAAGUGGGAGUGCUGCCUUCUGUUUUCAGAUACUCACCACAGAGCUAGAAAGUGGUUGUUGCUCUGUGUGAGAGGACUGAGAGAUGCACGCUCUGUUGUGGCACGUAAUGUUGUAGAUUGAUUUAUGGUUUCCUGCUCAGUAAUAUGGUUUUAAUUCCCUCCGCUGCAGCUAAAUAAUCUGGAAGAGACGCAUGAUCAGAUCAGCGGCAUGGCUCGCUGUCCAUACAGCCCCCAGCACAACUCCACCGCUCUGCUUGCAAGCACUGGUGAGCUAUAUGCAGCAACAGUCAUGGACUUCCCAGGAAGGGAUCCUGCAAUUUAUCGCAGCUUGGGGGUGUUUCCUCCUCUCCGGACUGCACAGUACAACUCUAAGUGGCUUAAUGGUAAGUGCAGAGACAACUGGUUGUUUACAUGAGUAAAUAUUGUUCUGAAGGAGCACAAGUCCUUUCUUGGUGCUUUUGAAAAGGUUGUUGCCUGUUUCUCCGGACUCUGGGAAAGUCUUCAACCACUAAUGGUUUAAAGUUGGCAGUUCAGCAUGGAAGGAGGGGGUGAGUGGGGAGGAAAAGGAGAGGAAAACAUAGAGAGGAGGUGAGAGAGUGUAAGAAGAGGCAGGGACAUGUCCACAGCUCAGUCGCAGAGGGCUUGCUUUGUGAGCAGAAGGUCAUGGAUUCAGUCUCCUGCACUGUCAGCUAUAAAGAUCCUUGGCACAUGGACUCCUUCUCAGUCUUUGGACUGCAUCAUUAAAUUCAUUGCUAUUAUUUUAAUGCACAUGGCAAUUUACAGAGAUGAGUGAGCAAAAGCACAAAAGACAGGCUUUGAUCCCCAAGGAACUGGAAAUGGAGGAAUACAACAUGGUGAGAGAGACAAAGAUGGCAAGGGACGAAUGUGUACAAAUGCAUCAGCUGUGCUUCAGCUUGAUUACAAUUGGGGAUGAGGACUAAAAGACUCAGCGGAAGACCUUUCCAAAGGAAGGACCUGAAGAGUGAAUGGAUGGAACCAGUUAAAAGAGCAGGUGUCUGUAAGGCAGCGGAGCGUGGAGGAGUAAGCACCACCUGGCUGGAAUAUUCUCAAGUCAUGCCCUAGGCUUCUUUAGGAGGAAGGGCAGGAUAUAACAACAACAGCAGCAAUAACAAUAAUUUAUUUAUACCCCGCCCAUCUGGCUGGGCUUCCCCAACCACUCUGGGCGGCUUCCAACAAAAUAUUAAAAUACAAUAAUGCAUUGAACAUUAAAAGCUUCCCUAAACAGGGAUAAAAUAAUAAAGCAUCAACAAUUUAAAUGUACAGAUAGGUACUGUCACAAUCACAAGUAGAUGUGGCUUUUAAACAGCAACAGCAGUCCAGUGUAACAUUUGUUUCUCCUUUUGAAAAUAGUUGUUUUCUGAUAUUUUGUCUAUCGAUGCAUUUCAGAACCAAAUUUUGUGUCUUCUUAUGACAUUGGGAACUUCGUCUAUUUCUUCUUCCGAGAGAACGCAGUGGAGUAUGACUGUGGCAAAAUAGUCUUUUCCCGAGCUGCUCGAGUUUGCAAGAAUGACAUUGGAGGCAGGUUCCUGCUGGAGGACACCUGGACCACGUUCAUGAAAGCUCGUUUGAACUGCUCCCGCCCUGGAGAAAUCCCAUUUUACUACAAUGAAUUACAGAGUACGUUCUUCCUGCCAGAACUGGACUUAAUCUACGGGAUCUUUACCACUAAUAUGUAUGUAGUUUAUGAAAUAUUUUUGUUUCUAGAAUAUUCAGGAUGAAUUAGAGAAAAGAGUUGUGCUGCCUGCUCCUCCUGGGAAAUAGAAUUGAUACUGAAAAAAUUCUGAGACAAGGGCUCUUGGAGGAACGGAAUAGGAAGCGUUGACGGAAAUACAUCCGUCCAUUGCUUAUAGGAGGGCAGGACCUGAGGGCAGGCAAACUUCUCAAACCAGAAAACUUUUGUUGAUGGAGUUUUUAGUUUAACACAACUAAAUGGAAACUUCCUUCCUUGAAAGGAGUUUUAAGCAGAGAUUGGAUGGCCACCUGUCAUUGCAGGGUUGGACUAGAUGACCGCAGGGGUCCCUUCCAACUCUGCAAUUCUAUGAGGCUGUGAUUAUAUGUCUAAGGGAGCAGUUAUUUAUUAAUUGAAAUAUUUGUCUCCUGUGCUUUCGGCUUCAUCAAGAAUCUUCAGUGCUACUAACAAGUCCAUUAAAAACAAUCAUGAGAUCCUUUUUUAAAAACAAAAGAAGCAUAAAAACAAGCAGGCAAGGAAGUGUGGGAGAGCAGUUGAUAAUAGGCCAAAGGCCCUGAAGAGCAAUACUGUUCAGAUGUCUUCAAGGAGGACCCAUGAGGGCCUGUCAAGGCAGGGUGCAAAGUUCCAGAGCCUGCAAAGGAGAAGAUCUCGUCCUCUGUUCCCACCAGCUGAGCUUCACCUGCUGAGAAUGCAGCUCAGGACCUUUUCUGUAAUAACAGGACCGUCCUCCAAGAUCUGAGUGUCCAGGCAAGGUCAUGCAGGAGAAGGCAGUCCUUUAAAUAAGUCUGGUCCUAAGUUGGGGGUUGGGGGGAGGGGCUUUAAAGGCAAUGAACAACAUGUUGAAUUGAAUUGGAAGCCAAUGCAAUUUAUAUAAAUCAACUUCUUUCUGGUAGUUGUGGUAGCCCCAGUGUUGGUAGUGGAAUACUUUUUUUAGGGAGUCGGAUCACUCUAACAGUUUCACUUAAACAGAAUGUUUUGUGUAAAAGUCUACCAACUCCUGUCUACAUCUUUUCUUAGAAAGAAAUAUAAUGCUGGUGUUUUACCCCAUGAAUUAUUUAGUUGAAGUACUUCCAUAUCUGCUUCCACUCAGCACUGAAGAUCUUUUAUCUUGCUUCAGCUAAACUUUUUAUCAAUAUUCUUAAAACUUCCAAUUCAAUCUGCUGUUCUGCUGAGCUAGUUUUCCUUGUGCUUUUCUGACAGCACCAGCUUGUAAUUUGCUCCUGUAUCUGAGCCACUCAACUGAAAGCGCUGCUGCUUAGGAGCUCUGCAUUGUGCCAUCUCUUUCCCUGGAGGGCAGAACCUUUGGGUAAUUAGCCGACCCAGGGCAAUGAUGAUCUUAAACAAAUGUUUAAUGUGUUUUAAGAUACACACAGGCUAGUCAGUCAAGAAGCAUAGAGAUGCUGUUCUGCAGUGACGCUGGAACUAAAUGGAAGCUAAUAAUAAUAAUGAUAAUAACAACAACAACAACAACAACAACAACAACAACAACACCUUUAUUGUUAUUGUACAACCUGUGUAAAAUGAAAUUAAAUGAGCCUCCCCCCCCAAAAAAAACACUCAAUCUCUUAUCGAACAACACACCACCUAGACAGUUUUUUAUUAGCUUCAGAGUGGCAGAUUUCAUUAUUUCAAUUUAUGUUAGUGGGUGAUAGUUGUUUAAAAAAAUCCUGGAUAAGUAGAGAGAGCUUUCAGCCCUCCUUAGAUCCAGAAUUUUGAGGGGUUUGGACAAACAAAUGAAGUAAGAUGUUGCACCUGCAAGCAUGCCUUUUCUCCCUGCCAACCCCUAAAUUGACAAUGAGCAAACCACACCAUUCUUGCCUCUUUCUUUCACAGAUGAAUUACAUGUGGCUAUUAGUACAGGGGUGGCCUGUGGCCCUUCAGAUAUCGUUGGACUCCAUCUCACAUCAGCAUCUGCCAACCAACUGUUGAUCAGGAGCUGUAGUCCAGCAGCAGGAGGAGGACCUUGGGUUUCCCACCUCUUUGUUAACAUGCUAGCAGUGCCCUUUUAUAGCUAUGAAGGGAAAGAGUUGUAUUUCAGUCUGCUUGAAGUACUUCAUCUUUUGUUUGUGUGUGGUGUUGCUUGUGUGUGUUUCUUCUUCUUUUUUAAGGAACAGCAUAGCAGUUUCAGCCGUUUGUGUAUUCAACAUGACUGCAAUAACUCAGGUCUUCAGUGGGCCAUUUAAGUUCCAAGAGAACUCCCGCUCUGCUUGGCUGCCUUACCCCAACCCUAACCCCAACUUUCAGGUACUUGGAGGGAAAUGGGGGGGGCAGGGGGGAGGUACUGAAUCAUAUGAAUUGUCUUUAAACUGCCAUUGCAUUUUUAAAAGUAGCUGAGAUGAUGGGCGGAUUGUUGUGUGUCAGCCCAGCAUACUUCCAGUUUCCUUGUCAUGAUGGGAUGAUUAGGAAGAAGCUCUCUCUAAAUUGCUAUAGGAAAUGCCCCUGUGAGGGUUCACCAGAAGGUGGUGUGCCCAACCUCACUUUGAGCCAAUUGGCAGAAAUCUUCCUAAGCAGCCACUUGGUUAUGGGUGACAUUAAUCUAGACCAGGGAAUAAAGCAGACCAUUGUCAUGGGCAAUGUGGCUAUGGACUGAAUGAAACAUGAGCAAAUCAAGCCAUCAUUCCCACUAAUGUGACUUGAGAGUGUGUGUUAGUGUACAGUGAUAAGUGGAUGAAUAUUCUGUGAGGCUCUAAGCAAAUGGCCUUCCAAGCAGCAUCCUCUGAGGUCUUGUAAUUACCUUCCCUGCCUCUACAUUGGUUGAAUGAAUGAUAUGUUAUCACCUGAUACAAACAAGCUCCAGAAUGUCCCAUCCUCAGAGAUCACUGAGGGCAUUUCUGCACUAAGAAGGAAGCACAUCCAAAGCAGCACAUCACACAUGGCAGGUGACCACCCCGAGGGUUGGUGAUUUUGCCAUGUUUCAACUUGGGCAUUAUGGAGUAUGUGAUCAGGGGAGCAAGAUUAGAGCAGCAAAAACUACUGGUUUGCAUCACUUCAGUUUAUUCAUUAGUUAUAUUAAUUACCCUUAAUACCCUGCAAGUAAAUCUUUUCAUUAAAUUGGAAAUGUGCAUCCAGUUUUAACUCUGAACUAUAGUGUACUCCAGAGAUCAAAAAUAAGGGGGAAUAAAUUUAUAAAAAUGAUAUUUAAAAUGGGAUUAGUUGUUUUGCAAGAGUGGAGAUAGCCCUGUACUCAUUAUGACUACAGGGAAAUAUUUCUGUCCAACUGCAGCUGUGAUCUCUGUCCUUACCAUGCAUUGAUGUACACCUCUAAUGAUAACAUGCUGCUAAAAAACAGCUUCAUUUGGGUACUUUGAGUGACAUGUGUCACACAUUGACAUCCGUGUGGGUGCAUACAAAUGGCCCUAAAAAGAGGAGCCACUGUUCUCCAUCAGUGUACUUGCCAUGUUCUUGUUUCUCAUACCUAUCCUGAGUUGAGGUCAGGAACCAAAUCCAUUAAUUUUCAAUAGAAUCUGUUUGAAAAGUUGCAAUGUUGUGUAGUUCUCUUUAGAGCUAAGCUUUGAAGCCAAUAAAAAAAUAUAUGUAUAUUUAAGAGCCUCAAAACAGUCCUCAGGAAGAAAACAUGUUUAAAUAAAAAAUCAAUCCAAAGUAACAGAAAAUCAGAGAAACAAUUAUAGUUAAUGGGUUGGGAAGGGGUGAACAUGCUCACAACUGAAGAAAAAAGCUCUGUCUCACCAAAAGCACUAUUUUUGACCCCAAAGGUGUAAAUGGGUCAAGUUGUGGCAUAGCUCUAUCAGCAGUGCUUUUUUCUAGAAAAACUUCACUCACCAUGAAGUCGCUACACUAAGUGCCACACUUUUUGACAACAAAAAAGAGGUGCCAGGACUGUGUACACUUGAGUACCCCCUGAAAAAAGCACUGCCUAGCACAGGGUCAGCAGACUUUUUCAGCAGGGGGCCGGUCCACUGUCCCUCAGACCUUGUGGGGGGUUGGACUAUAUUGUGGGGGGGGAAAAUGAACGAAUUCCAAUGCCUCUCAAAUAACCCAGAGAUGCAUUUUAAAUAAAAGUACACAUUGUACUCAUGUAAAAACACGCUGAUUCCUGGACCGUCUGUGGGCCAGAUUGAGAAGGCAAUUGCGCUGGAUCUGGCCCGUGGGCCUUAGUUUGCCUACCCGUGGCCCUUUCAGGAUCUGCUGCUUAUAUACACUGGGUGUCCGGUUGGGAAGUCUUGGAUUGGUAAAACAGUGGCCAAAGUUGGUAAGACCUGGGGUUAGAAUUGCCAUCAAAAGUCACCUAAAAUCAUGAGGUAAUCUUGGAAAUUCCUGCUUUGGAGAAGCCUCUAAGGAAGGUUAAGAGCAAUAGAAUGAGGCUUGAUGAGACCAGUAGUACAACUCUUUCUCUGCAAGUGUCUCCCAGCCCCCACUCAGGAAUGCAAGAAAAACUUUGAAAGGACUUGGUACUCUUUGAAUGUCCUUAGAAAAAUAUCAUUGAAUCUGAGUAGGCAGUGUGCAAACGCAGAAUGCCCAUUUUUAUUAUGGAGGCUUUAGCAAGUUCUCCCCAACUUCAUCUCUAUGGAGACAAAAUUAUUCUGUCCAAACACAAGUGAAGUCACAAGUAGAUACAGAACUCGAUAAUUUCUCCCCUUCAGAUGUCGAACAAGACACCCAGUCCUCAUUUAAAGAACAAAAUGAUUGAGUAUUAAAAGCCAAAGAGAGCUUAAAGACUUUAUUUUAUGAAACAGUUGUCUUGUUUCAGACAAACUGUGGGUUGGCUGCUGCCUUAUGACAUCAUGAACCCCACCCCUCCUCAGACCAACGUCACAACUUGAUUUUGUUCUUUAAAGUAGGUUGUUGGUUUUUUUAAAAAAAGAAAAGAUUGCUUAAAUGUAACCACAUGCAGCAUUUUAUUCUUAAAAAAAUAACUUUAAACUAACUCACCAGUAACAGUUUUGAAAAAUAAAAAAGGAAGAUGUCCUAUCUGAGCCAUCAGAGUCAUCAGUGACUAAUUGGCUGUUAAGUACGAGUGCCAGAGGCAACAUGAAGGCAGGGAAACCUUGAGGUUGCUCAACAGGAGGGGAAAAACAAUUACUUCUGCUUGUUAUCCUCCUCUGCAUGCCUCUUGUGUGGAAAGGAAGGAGGCAACUUUGUACAGGCAGGAGAAAGGUGGUGUGGAAACAUGUAGACAAAUCUACCCGCAACCUGAGCAUGAUUUUAGACCCUUUGGAAUUUGAGGAUAUGUAGGUCAUCCUCUUCCUAAUCAGCCUGAGAGAACACAGCAAGACGGUCUGCCUCCGGCCAGCGCUCUUCGGUCUGGCAAGAUGGAGCUUGGCAAGGAAUUUCCUGUUCCACCUUGGCUUUUGUCUCAGGCGAGGCCCCAUGGCAGAAAAGAGGACCCUUGAAGAGUUGCUGCUGCAGCUGCAGGAGGAGGCAUCUGUCAAAACCCUACAUUCUCUUCCCAUAUAUUUGGGAUACAUGUAUACGGCCACCCAAAAAACCUCCUCCUGCCUUUUUUCUUUCAUUGCCCUUAAUUGUAUUAUUUGCUAUAUUUAUUUUGUCAUAUAUUUGCAGAGGAAGUAUGAAUGACUUGCCAGUGUGGAAAAACAUUUUUCUUUGAAGUACAUUGUGUAGCUCAAUGACCAGUCAUUACCGCACAAAUUUAUGUAAGAACUAGCUUGGGGAUUCUCUUAUCUAGGGAUAUGAAGGGUUUGUUUUCAUUCGCUAAAUCUUUUAUUAUGACAAUAGUAGAAAACCUAUGCCUUUUCAGUGUGGCACCAUGGACCAGGGUGCAUAUUUGAAUCUGACAGAGAGGAAUCUCCAAGAUGCCCAGAAAUUUAUUUUGAUGCAUGAAGUGAUCCAGCCCAUCUCACCCUUUCCUUACUUCAUGGAAGACAACAGCCGUUUUUCCCACGUGGUGGUGGACGUGGUCCAAGGCAAGGACAUGCUUUUUCACAUCAUCUAUUUGGCCACAGGUAAAUGCUUUGUUAACAGCACUGGGAAAUCCCCUGCUUCAGAUUUUUUUUUUGGGGGGGGGGGGAGGUGGUGGAGGUGUUUGAUGGGAGGGACUGCUCAUUAACCAGUCUGACUCUGCUUGUUAAUCUUCUUGGCCCCAGUGUACCUUUUCUGAUCUGUUGUGGAAUACAUGUUAAUGGCGCUUCUAUUACCAUGGUUUUAAAUAACCCCCAAGCUUUUUGGAGAAACUUCACUCCCUUGUUUUUGCCUUUCAGUGUCCUUUUUACAAAGUUCCUCUUUUCAAAUCACUUGUGACCAUGUUUGACCUUCCCAGCAAAUGUCCACUUUCAUACAUGUUGCAUUUGAUAGCGCGUAGUCACUGUUCCCGGUUGGUACAACAACGCUUAAAUCUCACACCAGGUUCCGGACACCACUUAAGUCCAGGAUUGUGUGCUCCACCCUGACACACGUGCACCUACUUGGCCAGUUCGAUCACCAAAAGUUCUGGGUACAAUCAUUUAGGGUAUCUUAAAAAUAAAAAAAUCUCUGUGUUGUGACUAGAACACAUAUGUACCCAGCCUAUAUUGGAGUAAUUGAAGUCUUCCAUUACUGCAGUCUCCUUGAUUUCAUUAUCCAUCUCAAAAUCCCCAUAGGAAUUUCAUGGCAUUGCUUGUGACAGGUAGAUGUGGAUCACAUAUUAUUUCAAAUUUUACAUGUUUAUCUGUGUGCUGCAGCUUUUAUAUUUUUACAAUUUUGAAGUGCUUCAUUCAAAGCAACCACAUGGUACCUUAUCUUAUGUUACUUAUUUAUUUCCCAUUUAAAUUCUUCUUCAUAGGAUAUACAACCCCCCUCCUUCAACAUAGCUUAUGAAAUGAUAAAAACACAACAAUUUAAAACCAGCUGUUCAAAAUGCACACUAAAUGACUCAUAAAAUAACAUUCAUAAAAAUGAUGAGUACAUAACUGUAGAUGCAUCACACUUUGUGUGCAUACAUAAAACAGGGCUUUAAAAAUACAAUGUCAUAUAUAAUUUACAGCUUAGUAGUUUUAAACCAGAUUUUACCCUGCAGAGUUCUUCACUUUCAGACAGUGUAAUGUUGCAGAUAUUUACCCUCCUACCUGGCAGCACUAAUGGAGGCAGGACUUAUAGUGGAGAGCCUUGAAUCUGCAUAUUGCAUGUUUUCCUCGAAACAUUAAAGAGUAUGGGAAGCAAAGGAAGCAAGUGAAACAGGGCCAAGGGAUGCAGUAGGAGCCAGGAAAAAGCUAAGAGACAGAAAUUACUCAGAUGCAACUGAUGAUCUUUUGUAUGUCUUUUGAGUUCUGAAGAUUUUAAAAACACUAAUACAGUGGUACCUCUGGUCACGUACUUAAUUUGUUCCAGAGGUCCGUUCUUAACCUGAAGCACCACUUUCGCUAAUGGGGCCUCCUGCUGCUGCCGUGCCGCUGGAGCACGAUUUCUGUUCUCAUCCUGAAGCAAAGUUCUUAACCCGAGGUACUGUUUCUGGGUUAGCGGAGUCUAACCUGAAGCAUAUGUAACCCGAGGUACCACUGUAGUGUACAAAACUUCUCCCUCCAUUCAUUUUUAUUUAUAACUAACAACAGUGAGCUGCACAGCAAGUGUUUAGCUGGGAAAGUGUGUCUGUUGCAGAAGUCUUUUUAGCAGCAAGGUUGUAAUUAUGUGGAUUUCUUUCAACUUGGCUGCUGUUAAUUGCAGACAGAGCUCAAGAAUGUUCAUCCAUUGUAUCAUAUAGGAAUGUUCCCUGACCCUCGUAUACGGGAUGUUUUUUGUUUAGGAGAACCACAGUGUCCUUGCCCAUAGUAUCUGGAGACACAGUGGUGUGUCAUUUACACUCUGGAUAGUUGUCAUUUACACUCUGGAUAGACCCAAAGUUGUUGAGCUAAAACUGCCUCUGUAGCCAACACCUUACCCUCCAGUUAUUGUUGGACUGUGGCUCCCAUUAUCAGCCCCAGCCAGCAUGGCUAAUGGUCGGGGGGGGGGGGCUGGGAGUUGCAGCAAAAAAAGAGAAAUUAACCCUGAAGAGGUAAGCUUGGAAGGUGUUAGUGCCAGACUUAGGUAAAAUGAGACAGGUUCCCAUUGUUCACCUCUGCAGCCACAAAUACAUAUACAGUGGUACCUCGGGUUACAGAUGCUUUAGGUUACAAACACUUCAGGUUACAGACUCCGCUAACCUGGAAGUAGUACCUCGGGUUAAGAACUUUGCUUCAGGAUGAGAACAGAAAUCACGCGGCAGCAGCGGGAGGCCCCAUUAGCUAAAGUGGUGCUUCAGGUUAAGAACAGUUUCAGGUUAAGAACGGACCUCCGGAACAAAUUAAAAACGUAACCAGAGGUACCACUGUACUUGUUUGCUAUGCUAUAUAAAUCUGUGCCUUGGCCCAUUAGCAAUUAAUCACGCAGCCCAGCAGAAUAAAUCUCUCUGUGCUUGGACUGUGCAUACUUACCGUAAGUUCAUGUGCAAGUCUGGAUAUGUGGAUCAGGGAUGUUUCUAGUCUGUGUGUGGUCUCAGGGCAGGAAUCAGAAGUGAACCUUUGAGCUGACAAAAAUCUUGAAAGAGCCACUACUAGCGGUUUCUCUAUUUCUAUCUGUCUUGCCUUGUUCCUCACUCGCUCUCUCCCUCUCCUUCCAAGUGCUCAAAUACAGUCUCGUAGGAUUUUUUAAAAUAAGAAAAUUAAGUAUCACAUUUUCUUGUAGAGAUUUAUCCUGUAGUCUCCAGUUUUCCAUAAAGGUGCAUAGUAAUUACUUUUGAAGCAUCAGUAUAUAUUCCUGCAUCAGCCCUUUGUGGAGUUGCACCCUCUUUCUUUCUGCUUCAGUAUACAUGGCAUGGCUACAAAACAGCACUUUGUGCUCAUACCCUCUGGUCCAGUGUUUCUCACCCGAGACCUCCUGGGCCACUGAGCAAAUCACAUUUGAAAAUGAAGGAAGUAUUAAAAGCAGUUUUAAACAUGGCAUAGCUGGACAGUGUGUGAGUACUGUUCAGAAACUCCAUAGGAAGCUAAAGUCACUAUGGCGUCCGUUCAUGUCUAUGUGUUUGGGUCACUUGAACAUUAUCCCAGCUCCAUGGAAGCCCCAUGGGACAGUGGCUCUCAUGUGGUUUGGGGAAUGGGCAAAGGGCCCAGUAUCUGUGGUUGGCAGCAGAAGACGAACAGGCUGCAACUUGUCUUGCCAAAGCCCAUUAUUUGCAGGGAGAAGGUUUCUUUUGGAGGAAUACCUCAGUGUCACAGAGGUCAUUAUCCUCUUGCCAUACCCCAGUGUGGGGCCCUCCAGAUAUUGUUGGACCAUAGCUCACGUCUUCCCUGGGCAUUGAGUAUGCUGGCUGGGGAAGAUGUGGAAACUGGAGUCCAAUAAUGUCUCGACGGUAUCACAUUGGCUCCCUCUGCCUUACCCUAACCAGUCUUAAAAUGCCUUCUCCCUCGGUACUGUAGAAGGACAGAAUCAAUCAAGAAAGGGCCCCCACUUGGCUGCUUGCUUCUAGCAACCUGUUUUAGAAGGCUGUAAGGAGCAAAAGCUUCUGGGGUAUGAAUGAAUGAAUCUUUAUUUGCGUCAGCUAUUGGCCAUAGCAAUAAAACAACAAUACAAUAUACAAAGAAUAGAAAUAAAAAGUCAGUUAUCUAAAAUACAUUUUAGGGUUUUGAAUCAAUAGUCAAAUAGUGGAUCCUAUUCUGAUUGCCCCAGCUAAAAACCUUACAACCUUUGCUAUCACCUGCUCAUCUUGAUCUGCCAAGAGAAAGGACCCUGUGGCAGUGCUUGAGCGACCUAGAAUGGACAAUAAAAGAGGGAUGAUAAUCUCAUUCCUCAAGUCUUAAUCAAGAGUGCAAGCCAGAAGGGCACAUGCCACCAACUCGGGACUGCCAUCUCCACAGGGACAUAAGAGUUUUUCAUGUGGAAUCUGUUGGAAUCAUCCCUCAAGUACAGCCAAGGGCAAUACAUUCAGUCUUGUGAGAGUAAAAGCGUGUCUAUAUUUUAGAAUUGCUAGGUUAUGCAGAUAGGGUGCCAGAGAGGCAAAAUAGGAAGGAAGGUGGAAAAUAGGCAUACCAUGGGCAAAAUUUCCUUAUUGAGGCCAAGUUGUUCUGGCACUCGAUAUCAUUUAGGCAUUGACAAAUUAGACUGUUUGCUUUACUAAAACCCAAAGUGAGUAGCUGUUGUGGUGAUAAACCACAAGAGUGAAGUUUUUGAUAGACAAUUUUAGUCCAGGCGCUCUUGUGACAAUCUUGCAGCACUAGGGAUAUUAGACUGGGGGGAUUUGAAUUUAGGUGAAGCCAAGAGUUAAGUGUCCUAGGCCAGAUCCAUAAUUCUACUGAGGGAAGAUUAGCCUCUGUGUGCAAUGAUGUGCUUGGGGCACAGGGUGGUACAGAGAAAAUUUGCCUUAAGAACUUUGAUUGGACAGCUUCCGUAGAUGGAAGGUGAGUGCCUUUCCAGAUCUGAGCCCCAUGUAACAAUUGUGCUAGGGGUUUAGCUUGGAACACUUCCAGGACUGAGAGUAUAUGUUUACCACAUUUUGUGUGGAAAAAGCGUGUCAGAAUUUUGGCGCUUUGGGAUGCUUUUUCCUUUGCACAUUUCUGGUGUGCUCCCCAUGACCCUGUAGACUGGAAAAUAAGGCCAAGAUAUUUGAAAACUUUGACCUGUUCAAUUAGCUGGUUGUCCAUCCGCCAUCUAUGGGCCCUAUAGUUUCUUCAGAAAACCAUGACUUUUGUUUUCUUGUAUCGUAUUUUUCGCUCUAUAAGAUGCACUUUUCCCCUCCUAAAAAGUAAGGGGAAAUGUGUGUGCAUCUUAUGGAGCAAAUGCAGGCGGGAGGCUCUGCUUAGUGCUCCCUUUAAAGAGCCGCACACACGCUUCACGCGCUCUUUAAAGGGAGCGUGGCUCUUGGGGGAGCCUUAGCCGCUCGCAGCCUCUCCCGGGCAGGGGGAGAAUUCAUGCCACUGCCCGGGAGAGGCUGCGCGCAGCUAUCCCAUAAGCCAGGACAGCAAGCGGGAUCACUGAGCUGCGAUCCCGCUUGCUGUCCUGGCUUAUGGGAUUCAGAAUAUUUUUUUUCUUGUUGUCCUCCUCCAAAAACUAGGUGCGUCUUAUGGUCUGGUGCGACUUAUAGAGCGAAAAAUACGGUGCGUCUUAUAGGUUGAAAAAUACGAUAAUUCACGGCCAGCUGUUCUCUCUGGAAAUAUCCUGAAAAUGCUCUGAUUAGUCUUUUUAGGCCUACUUUUGUUUGGGAUAGAAGAACCGCAUCAUCUGCAUAUAAUAGUAUUGAGAUGGGUUUUGUGGCCAAUUUAGGGGUGGAGAUGUUAGACACUGGACAAUGUCAUUUAUAUACAAGUUGAACAGUGCCGGGGCUAGGAUACAGCCUUGCUUGACUCCCUUUGUGGCUUGUAUAGAUGCUGUAAGUUGUCCAUUUGUGGAGCAGCACACUUUCAACACUGUAUCUUCAUAUAAGCAUUUGAUCAAGUACAGUAGUCUUUUGUCAAUACCCAAGGAGUUCAGCUUAUCCCAGAGUCUUAUUCGCGAAAUUGAGUCAAAUGCAGCUUUCAAAUUGAUGAAAACAGCGUAAAGCACACCACGUGGUUUCUUAGCUUACUUGUCUAUGAGAUGUGCUAGAACAAAGCAAUGAUCUAGAGUGGAUCUGCCCUGCCUAAAUCCUGCUUGCUCUUCGGUGAGAAUAGCCUCAUCGUCUAUCCAGUCGGCUAGUUUGUUAUAGAAGUGCUUUGCAUAUAGUUUACUGGUUAUAGGUAACAAACUGAUUGGUCUGUAGCUAGCCAACUCCUAUCCCUUGCCGGGGGCACAACUAGUGCCAGCACCUUCCGUCAAGAGUUUGGUGUAACCUUUGAUGCCUCCCUUUCCAUGGAGGCGCAGAUUGCAGCUACAACAAAGGCGGCAUUUUUCCAUCUCUGCCAAGCUAAGCAGUUGGCUCCUUAUCUCUCUCGCCCUGACCUCGCCACUGUGAUCCACGCGACGGUCACCUCCAGACUGGAUUAUUGUAAGUCGCUCUACGUGGGGCUGCCCUUGAGACUGACCCAGAAACUCCAGCGGGUGCAGAAUGCCGCAGCGAGACUCCUUACGGGGUCCUCACUGCGAGAUCACAUUCACCCGGUGCUAUACCAGCUGCACUGGCUCCCGGUGGAGUACAGGAUCAGGUUUAAGGUGCUGGUUUUAAUCUUUAAAGCCCUAUACCAGGCUUCCUCAACCUCGGCCCUCCAGAUGUUUUGAGACUACAAUUCCCAUCAUCCCUGACCAUUGGUCCUGCUAGCUAGGGAUCAUGGGAGUUGUAGGCCAAAAACAUCUGGAGGGCCGAGGUUGAGGAAGCCUGCCCUAUACGGCCUAGGACCCUCAUACCUACGGGACUGCCUCUCCUGGUAUGUCCCACGGAGGACCCUACGGUCUGCUAAUAACAACACCCUGAAGAUCCCGGGCCCCAGGGUGGUCAGACUGGCCUCGACCAGAGCCAGCGCCUUUUCAGUCAUGGCCCCGGCCUGGUGGAAUGCUCGCUCCAAAGAGACCAGGGCCCUGCGAGAUUUGACAUCUUUUCGCAGGGCCUGCAAGAUAGAGCUGUUCUGCCAGGCCUAUGGUCAGGGUUCAGUCUGACUCAUUUUCUCUUUGUAUAAGAACAAGCACGAAGGAGGUUUCUCAGCCCGCUCACAGGUCCUUAUAAUAUCAGUGGAAACAGUUGGUCCUGGUGAGAAUUAACCGCUUUCAAUUUAACCUGAGGACUGCCAUUUGUUUAGUUUGAUUUUAAUUUUAAUUUAUUUGAAUUAAUUUUGGGAUGCAUUUUAAUCAAUUGAUUGCUUGUUUUUAUGUAUAUUGUGUUAAUAAUAUGAUGUUAGCCGCUCUGAGCCCAGCUCCGGCAAGGGAGGGCAGGAUACAAAUAAAAAAUUACCGUAUUUUUCGCACCAUAGGACGCACCGGCCCAUAGGACGCAUCAAGUUUUUUGGGGGGAAAAUAAAGGAAAAAAAAUUAUUUCCCCCCCAGGCGCUUGUGGGGCCGGCAGCGGGGAAAAGCGCUCUUCUCCCCGCCGCCCGCCUUCAGAUCAGGUCCGGGGACAGCAGGAAGACGCGCUGCGUCUCCCUGCUGUCCCCGGAGCUUGGGGGCAGGCAGCGGGAGAAGCGCUCUUCUCCCCGCCGCCCGCCUCACAUCAGGUCCGGGGACAGCGGGAAGACGCGCUGCGGCUCCCAGCUGUCCCCGGAGCUUGGGGGCAGGCAGCGGGGAGAAGCGCUCUUCUCCCCGCCGCCCGCCUUCACAUCAGGUCCGGGGGCCGCGGGGAGGCGCGCGGCGGCUCCCUGGUGGCCCCGGGGCUUGGGGGCAGGCAGCGGGGCGUAGCGCGCUUCUCCCGCAGUCCGCCUUCAGAUCAGGUCCGGGGACAGCGGGAAGACGCGCUGCGCCUCCCAGCUGUCCCCGGAGCUUGGGGCAGGCAGCGGGGAGAAGCGCUCUUCUCCCCGCCGCCCGCCUUCACAUCAGGUCCGGGGACAGCGGGAAGACGCGCUGCGUCUCCCAGCUGUCCCUGGAGCUUGGGGGCAGGCAGCGGGGAGAAGCGCUCUUCUCCCCGCCGCCCGCCUUCACAUCAGGUCCGGGGACAGCGGGAAGACGCGCUGCGUCUCCCAGCUGUCCCCGGAGCUUGGGGGCAGGCAGCGGGGAGAAGCGCCUUCUCCCCGCCGUCCGCCUUCAGAUCAGGUCCGGGACAGCGGGAAGACGCGCUGCGCCUCCCAGCUGUCCCCGGAGCUUGGGGGCAGGCAGCGGGAGAAGCGCUCUUCUCCCGCCGCCCGCCUUCAGAUCAGGUCCGGGGACAGCAGGAAGACGCGCUGCGGAUACCUGCUGGCCCCGGAGCGUGGGGGCAGGCAGCGGGAGAAGCGCUCUUCUCCCGCCGCCCGCCUUCACAUCAGGUCCGGGGACAGCGGGAAGACGCGCUGCGCCUCCCAGCUGUCCCCGGAGCUUGGGGCAGGCAGCGGGGAGAAGCGCCUCUCCCCGCCGCCCGCCUUCACAUCAGGUCCGGGGACAGCGGGAAGACGCGCUGCGCCUCCCAGCUGUCCCCGGAGCUUGGGGGCAGGCAGCGGGGAGAAGCGCCUCUCCCCGCCGCCCGCCUUGACAUCAAGUCCGGGACAGCGGGAAGACGCGCUGCGCCUCCCGCUGUCCCCGGAGCUUGGGGGCAGGCAGCGGGGAGAAGCGCUCUUCUCCCCGCCGCCCGCCUUGAUAUCAAGUCCGGGGACAGCGGGAAGACGCGCUGCGCCUCCCAGCUGUCCCCGGAGCUUGCGGGGCAGGCAGUGGGGAGAAGCGCUCUUCUCCCCGCUGCCCGCCUUCAGAUCAGGUCCGGGAACAGCAGGAAGACGCGCUGCGUCUCCCAGCUGUCCCCAGAGCUUGCGGGCCGGCGGCGGGGUCUCCCUGCCGUCAGCCUCCAAACCACUUCGGGAGACCGCGGGAGGGCGGCGUCCCGCCUCCCUCUGCCCCCCGACCUGGUGGGGCUGGCGCUGGGGCUCUCCUGACGCCUGGAGAGCGAGCGGGGUUGGUGCGCACCGACCACUCUCGCUCUCCAGGCUUCAGUGAAAGCCUGCAUUCGCACCAUAGGACGCACACACAUUUCCCCUUCAUUUUUGGAGGGGAAAAAGUGCGUCCUAUAGUGCGAAAAAUACGGUAUUAUUAUUAUUAUUAAGAAGAAGAAGAAAAAGAAAGGUACAUUUUUCAGAGCUAGAAACCCCCACAGCAUCUACCUUCAUUGGUCUGUUGACAAAAGCUUACCAGACAUUUAAUACAGAGGAAAAGUCAAGAAGAUGCUUUCUAACUCUGGACACUUUUGGUGUGUGUCUGAAUGCCUCCCAUCCUGCCUUCCAUUUUUAGAUAUCGUGUGCUGACCUUGCACCUAUUUGUGGCUGCUGCUAAAAUCCCUGGCUCUGAACUCCAGUGUUUCUUUUUUUUUUUUUUGAAUGAUAUUUAUUAAAGUUUCAAAAAAUACAAGAAAUACAAAAUACAGAAAAAAGAGUAAAGUUUUUAAAAAUAUAACAAAAAAAUAAAAAAUAAAAAAGAAACAUACAAAAUAAAACAGUUAAAAAGACAUUAAUUUUCCAAACCUAUCUUCCCUAGAUUUAUUUCCCCGGACCUCCUCAUACCUCCCUUCUUUGUAUUCCAGUUCAGUUUGUUAGUUCAGCAAAUCCUUACUGUUAAACUUUUGCCCAAUUGUAAACCUUUUUUUUCAUCUCUCUUAAAGCAUUACAGCUAAAAACCUCUUAGUUUCUAUCCAACAUCCUUCUAAGAUUCGUUAAUUUUACAAUAUUUCUGUAAAUAGUCUUUAAAUUUCUUCCAGUCUUCUUUGACCGACUCUUCUCCCUGGUCUCGGAUUCUGCCAGUCAUUUCUGCCAAUUCCAUAUAGUCAAUCACCUUCAUCUGCCAUUCUUCCAGAGUGGGUAGAUCUUGUGUCUUCCAAUACUUUGCGAUGAGUAUUCUUGCUGCUGUUGUAGCAUACAUAAAAAAAGUUCUGUCCUUCUUUGGCACCAAUUGGCCGACAAUGCCCAGGAGAAAGGCCUCUGGUUUCUUCAAGAAGGUAUAUUUAAAUACCUUUUUCAAUUCAUUAUAUAUCAUCUCCCAGAAAGCCUUAAUCUUUGGGCACGUCCACCAAAGGUGAAAGAAUGUACCUUCAGUUUCUUUACAUUUCCAACAUUUGUUGUCAGGCAAAUGAUAGAUUUUUGCAAGCUUGACUGGGGUGAACUCCAGUGUUUCUUCAUGACUUUGCUUCCAGCCCAGACCUGUUGCAUUUUCUUGACGAAGAUUUAAUCUUCACAGUGUUACAUUUUGAUUUAAUUUUAAAUUAACUUUUCCUUUGUAAUAGUCUAAGGAUAGCAUAUCUGAGCGAUCGAAAAAUCAUAAAAAGUGCAGUUUUCCCUCCAAGCCCCAGACAGAAUAUGAUCUAUGGUAAUAAUUACAGAAACAGAAAUGAACAGAAUGGGAUAUUAGAACAAACAGAAUGUUUCCUUGACUUAAGCUUAGGUAUCUAGGCCUCCACACAAUACAAAGGAAGCGCUGGGAAAGAGAAGAGUGGGAGUUAAUCUAUGUCUAUGUCCCUGUUCACUGGACUAGAUGAUUCCCAUGGUAUUUUAUCCAACAAUUGCAGGCCUAACUGGGCAACAAGAGGCGCUGGACAGGAGAUGCUCUCAGGCCUCCCUCCCCUAGAAUGGCUGGCUGCCCUUGUGCCACGGGAGGAGCACACAGGAGUCCGUUGCACGGUUCAGGGGUCUCUCUGCACAUGUAUUGCAUUCCUGGUCUUGUUUUGUAUGAAGGGAAAGUGGCUGGCUGCCCAGAGGAACUCCAAACAAGAGUUGUGAUUAACCUUUUGGUCAAGUGUGCUGCUGGUCCAAAGGGUGGGAGAGUGGCAUUCUAACGCAUACUUUAGUGUACACUGAAUCAUUUCAAUGCCUUGAGGUGAUUUUGCCUGUAGUCUGUUGCUCUAGAGAGCAUCCAUCAGGAGAGGCAGGCAGAAGUGCAGGUCUGAUUCUGUCACAGCCGGGAUAGCUCAGCCAGUGGGGCAAAAGACUCUUCAUCUCAGGGUCAUGGGUUCGAGCCCCACAUUGGGCAAAAGAUUCCUGUAUUGCAGAGGGUUGGACUAGAUGACCCUUGGGGUCCCUUCCAACUCUAUAGUUGGAACUCUACAAUUCUAUGAUACCAGUAUCACUUGUGGCACCCGUGCUGCAGGUUCACCCCCCCAUGGAUCAGCAACUGGAAGCCUAAGGCAAGAGGAGAAUAAGGAUUGAAUAGUGGCCAUAGGAGUGAGAUUUACUGGUUGUCCAGUUGGGGCAGUACCCUGGUCAGGUUGCCCAUCCCUUCUUCUAAGAGGCCCUGGGUUGAAACUAGUUGCCAAUCAGUGCUCUGGAGCACAGUUACACUCCUGCGCAGCGCAGCAAUUAUUGCAUAUGUGAGGAUGCAAUAAUUCACUGCUAGAUCACCUGAAACAGUGUUCUUCAACCUUGGAUCCCCAGAUGUUGUUGGAUUAUGGCUCCCAUCAUCUCCAUCCAUCUUAAAUUAGCACCGGUAAGCCACAGAACUGGGAGUGAAAUCUGCCUAAAAGUCCAAAUCCUGGAGAGCUGUUUCCAGUCAGAUUACACAACACCUUGCAAGAUGGGCCAUUUGGCCAAUUCAGUGUCAGUUGGUUUCAUGCAACGUAGGUCUCCUUUGAGUUGCAAGGAAUGCAUGCAUCCUCUACUUGCAUCGUUGUUUUCACAAAUAACUCCCUUCUCUUGCCGUUACAGAUCAUGGCACUAUUAAGAAAGUACUUGCUCCAGUUAAUCAAACAUCGAGCAGCUGCUUGCUGGAGGAGAUUGACAUAUUCCCAAAGAAGCAGUGGGAGCCCAUCAGGAGUCUGCAGAUUUUACACAGCCAGAGUGCUCUGUAUGUGGGCCUUCAGAGAAGUGUGGUGAAGAUCCCACUGAAGAGAUGUCUGUUUUACAAAACACACAGGUAUCUGGCUGGCUGACUGUGAGAAGUGCAGAAUUCAAAGAUAUCAGGGAUUUGUAGAAACGCAUUACUGUUGGGGCCACCAGCCAAUCCUAAAGAAUUUUAGUUGAUCAUUCAACUUCCACUUAAUCUAUUAAUUGAAUGGGGGGUGGGGUUCCUCCAAGAUGCAUUAUGUAUGAAGAUCAACCCCCAUAAAAUAAAGAGUUUGGGGGGGGGGAGACUUACUGCUAGCUGAGGAGAAAGUGGUGUGGUAUGUGCAUGUAGUUGUGGUAUGUGCAUGGUUGCCACAGUUUCUCUGGUUUGCACAUGUGCUCAAGGACAGUUGAGGUCCAUUGCACCCAUCCAAAAUAGCCUCCUAUCAAUUAAUCAGCUGAAGCUUUAGUUGUUUAAUAUUCCAAUAAAAGGGUUUAAUAAUUAUCUAAUCUCAGUAAUAUAAUCUACAGUGCUUUUCCUUUUGGGACAAAGUAGAACAUCUCCAGAAAACUAUUAAUUGCUCCAACAAAUGGAGAUUAUCUGUAGGGAUAUUCAACCUCUGAGACCUCUCUGGAAUGGGGAGGAGAGCUGGGGAAGGGCUAGAAUUCUCCCUCCUACUCUGCCCUCCUUGUCAAGUGUGAUAAGUCUUUUGCUAGAAACAGCAGCUCUUUCUCAAGCACAGGUUGUUGGUAUCCAUCUGUCUCGAGGGACAAUGGAGUGCUCCUCCGGGGGUAAAGUCAAACUGCUGUGUUAGCAGCACUGAAGUGACCUCGGGGGUGCAAGGCUGGGCAGCAUGUAUGAAGGUCCUGGGCUGCCCAGAUGACAAGACCCCUCUCUCAGCCUUGCUGAUGUCCAGACGGAAGCAGAGCAAAAGGCUGCAGGAGUUGCCGGAAGGGGGUGUACAAGGUGCCACCCAGCUGCCUUCAGGACUCCACUCUGGAUUUGUGCAGGGUUCACUCUGAGCCUUUUCUUCUCCUUAAUGUGUCCCACAAGGCAGGUGGUACAGGUUUUUCCUCAGGGUCUACUCCCAAAGCCUUUCUCAUGAAUGAAUAUAGUCACAAGGCAGCAGAGAUUUAGGAUCAGAGUUUUCCUUCUCCUAGAUGGGCUCCCUUCCCAGGUUGACAAGUCCUCUGUGCCCCUCUACAGCACAUGCCUUCUUGAGCGUGGACCCACUUGAAGCCCUUCCUGGUGCACGAUUAUACUGCAGUCUGAUGUUUUGGGUUUGUGUUUCCAGCGCAUGUGUUGGAUCCCAGGAUCCUUACUGCGGCUGGGACCUGGUGCUCAAGAAGUGCACACCACUGGAAGAAAGCCUGAGUAUGAGUCAGUGGGAGCAAAGCAUCUCAUUGUGUCCAGUAAGUUCAAUUCAGAUUCUUCUUUUCCCUGAGUCCAAGUGAUUCCCGCAGAAGUAAGUCUGAGUAUUUGGGUCAAGGAAGUGAUUAUGCACAAAUAAUGUCAGUUCAAGCCUUCUUGUCUCUCUGAUCUGAGCUACAGGCUGAACCUUUCUUCUUUCCUCUGCAAGCUGUUACGCAGCAUGAUUUGUAUGUCUGAGUCAUUAAGUUAUCCACCAACAGUCUCACAUGCAUAACAAGAGAAGAUCUGUCUGUUGCAGCUGUAGGAUGCUGGCAAUUGCAGUUGUUGCAGAGAAGUGGAACGUCAGGCUGGCUGUGGAAGCCUCGCACAGGGAUUGGGACAUCCCAAGAGAUGUGUGCUGUUGGCAGGAAGUGGGAAGGAAUCCAAGGCUGUGCUGCAGGGCACUCAGGGAAAUGCAGGUUUGGAGCAGAGUGGGAAGAAGGGAGUCUUGAGGCAGAAGAGUUCAGACAGGAAGCAGGGGGCUGAGCAGUCAAAAUCUAGCAAGUUAGGUAGGCGAGCCCGAGUCUGAGGAGAAGGGGCUCCGUGAAAGGAGAGGUUGAUAAAGAGGAAGACUGCCAGGAAGCCUCCCAUGGGGCCCAGUGACAAGUGAUGCUGUAAGCUGGCCCCAGAGGGCUGUGGGUUGGAGAGGCAGGAAUGCCAGGCCAGGCAAAUGGGAGGAAGGCUGGAGGACUCUUGAGCCUGUUGCUCCCAGCCUUGUUUAACUUGCUCAUGGGACUUGGUAAUGUCACACUUGCUCCCGGUGAUCUGCCUGAUGGGUUUGUUGAGUCCAGACUAAUUUUCUUUCAUUCUUACACCUUUGCACUGCAUGAUAGCCUUUUAUCUGUGUCAAUGCUAGUUGGAUAUGCUGCUUUUCUCUAAGCUUGAGGUAUGUUGCACUGGUGACCAAUGUCAUUCACAUAAUCAUAUAUCAUCAAUGAUUACAGCUAGUGGACUAUCAAUGAAGGGAGACAGGCAUGCUGUUGGGUGGUUGAAGGGUUUCUGACAUGCAUUCACUGCCUUCAAUAAGUGUUUGGUUUUUAAGGUAGAGAUUGUGUAUUGAAACAACUUCCACAACACUUAAAAUGGCUGUCUACUUUCAGCCUAUUUAUUUUUAAGCCUGUGUUUCAACUCAAUGCACCGAGUAUCUACUUCAAUUUAUUUUUGGUCUAUAUGUAUGAACUGAAUUGCAAAACUGUGAACUGAACAGUUUCCCCGAAGAACCUAAGGUAAUGUUGAUGGCAGCAGGAAGCCAGUCUUUUUGAUACACAAUCAUAGUAUCUGCAGAUUGCUGCAUAUAGCACAGCUGUUCGGGGUGUUGAAUGGCUUGAUGAACCCUGGCUGCCUCUGCUAAGAGACUGCUGGUAUGUGAGACAGCUGGUAAUAAGUUUUGGGCACACUGUGGCCAUGAUGCAGCAGCUCCAGUUGUACAUGCUGGGUCUUGGAAGAGGCAAAAAUACUCAACAUGCAUAAUGAAAAAUGUCUUGUGUGCAAUGAGAUAAUUUCCCCUUUUGUAGAAAAGAUGGAGAAAGCCUUUUGGUCUAGAAUUUUGAGGAAAUGGUAAAAUGACAGCGAUUGACACACAUUGCCAGCAGAAUCGCAUCAUAGUACAGUCCUCAUAGGACUGUAUCACUUCAUUAUGAAAGUGAGGAAGUCCCAUGUUUAAAUUUUCCCCAUAUGCAAAAACUCCCUGCGUAUGGAAAGCUGUCACAUCAGGGAAAUAAAGCCCUUUUCCCCAGGCAUACUAAUUUUUGAAAUGCAGAAGUGUUUUUUGUUUUUUUUAAUGAGAAAUAUUCAAGCAUAUGAAAGCAGUAUAAUUCAGCAAGAGCUGAGCUCCAUGUCUGCUGUGAUUAUUACCUUAACUAUGGCAACCAGAGCUUGUCUUUUUGCCUUUUGCUUUCUAGGUAAGGAAUCUGACUGUGGAUGGCCAUUUUGGAGCCUGGUCAGAGUGGAAGGCUUGCUCCCACGUGGACGGCUCCAGUGUCGGCUUUUGCCUCUGCAGAAGACGCUCGUGUGACAGCCCAGUUCCAAAAUGCGGAGGGCGGCAGUGUGAAGGGCCAAGUCUAGAAGUGGCCAACUGCUCCAGGUGAGCCAAAGAAAGAGGAGGGGACCUUGAAGGGGUGGGGAACUUUUCUGCAAAUGGGUAUUGAUGUCGCACUUUGGGCCACUCCAUACAUGUUUUAGGUGUAAAUGUAGGAUCUUUUCGGUAUAAACCUUAAAAUGUCAACUAUGGACGUGUAUAGGAUGUAAUUUUUUAAAGAAAAAAUCACUGGAGUAGUGGGAGAAAGGGGUGCUUAACUCUUUCCUUGCCUGUCCUUUCCCCUCAGUCCAGAUUUCCACAAUCCCUUCCAAACAGCUGUUUCCCACGUAGGUUCAGAGUUCUGCUCCCUUAUUCUUCUAGAAAUGGAGGCUGGACUCCUUGGACAUCCUGGUCCCCUUGCAGCACUUCCUGUGGGAUAGGCUUCCAAGUCCGCCAGCGCUCUUGCACCAACCCAAGCCCUCGGCAUGGAGGCCGUGUGUGUGUGGGACAGAACCGGGAAGAAAGGUAAGCUGCUUUCUCCUCGUCAUUGACUUAACCUUUAGGUGUCUCCUUGAUUCUAUCAACCUCUUUCAUUUCUCCUCCUUUGUGUCAAUCAGCCUUUGCUCCUCCAAUUUCUGCUAUUUCUGCUAUUUCUGCUUGUAGCAUCCUUAUAGUUACUGAGGGAAUAAAAAUUCAGUUGCAGUUUUCACUUAGUUGGGAUCUCCCCAAAUCAGCAUUGCCACAUAGUUCUGCCACUCCCUGCAGUGCCUUUAGCCUGGCACAUGACUGCCUUCGAAACCUGCAAUUCAGGGGAAAGUGUAUGAUCUCUGCACUGGAUUGUUAGCCAGCUGGUUUUUGAUUUCUUCACUGAGUAUUCUAAGGCUCUGUAAAGCUCUAGAGAAUGCUUUCAAGGUUGUAGCUGCCUAACAAUCUAUUGUUACAUUAAAGCAGACUAUACUUAAAAAGUAUUUUAAUUGCUAUAUAAAGCUCACCUCUUCCAGCUUGGCAGAGCUGGGGUUCCUCAUGCUUCCACCACACAGGCUCCAUCACACUUUAAAGCAGAGGUUUUAAAAUUUCCUGCUGUCAGGAUACUCUUUACAACUUGACCUGUCUGCUUCCGGACCCCAGCACAUCUGAAACAAAAAUCUGGGGCAUUGCAAAAUCUUCUGGAGCAUGUUUUCAGGGUAAGCAACCCAGAACAUGCCCAAGGCUUCCUUGCAGAUGUGCUUUGCAAGGGAAGAUCUGUAAUAAUGCAGGAAGAGCUGCCCUUUGGGGAGGCUGUCCACUCUUGCUGAGUUCUCAGAAGCUCCAGGGCUUUCCUGGGCGCAGUCUGAAACUUCCCACCGGUAUAAUGACCAAGGAGGGGAGCCAAGGAUCAGGCUGCGUGGAAAAGAGCAGGCUUUUAUCUUUGAUGGUAUCUUCUAAGUUCUGUGGAAUGAAAAGCAGAAUGCAACUAGCCAGACCGCUGUGAAAGAAGCAAAAACUGCUCAUGCAAGUAAAUGGUGUGGCAAGGGAGCAGGUCACUGCCAGUCUUCUCCCAGCCCUGGGACACGUGGAGAUAAUUACUGUAGUUAAUUCCUUUUGCCUCAUCAUAACUAUUACUAAGCUACAUCACCAAAUACCACCAGUAUUGCUGCCCCCAACCCUGUAAGUGUGCUGGUGUUGUAUUUGUGAGGUGCUCAGUCACCACAAGAACGAGCAUCUGUUCCCAUUCUAUGGAGGGAAAUAUGAAGUCUGUGUGAGCACAAUGAAUUCUUUUCCAGGAAACAAGCUUGAGUUUGGAGUCACUGGGGGGAAGGGACCAGCUUGUGUGCAUGUUUUUAAUCAUCUGUCGCUCCUCCCCCUCUCCCUUCCACACCUUCAAAUAGCAAUUGCUAUCUUUGGGGAGAUUGACUAUGGCCUCAGUCGAUGCAUCAAGGGUCAUGUCACUGGCCUGGCAAUUUUUCCAUGUCACCCUCUCACUUCUGCCCUCAUCACUUCCAGACGCAGGGUCAGUGCAGAGGUCUCCAGUUUCACAGAUCUAAAACCCUUGCAUUGCUUGUUUUGCAGAAUCGCUGCAAAACAUAAGCCCUCUGGGUCCUGAGAAAAGAAGAAAUUAACAGGCAGGGGAAGAGCAGCUGGGGAAAAGCACUUCCUGCUAGCUUGAAAUGCUUCCAGAAAGAGGAUUAAUCAGACUUUGCUCAAAAUCCUGCGUUCCAGCAGAUUCACCCCCACAAUGAGACUUGGAGGCUUCUGGGGCUUGUCUGCUUGGUGCAGCAAUUUAACAUGUGUGCCGUGGCUCAUUCUGACUGGGAGGAAAAUGUGAAGUUGGCUUCAUGUCUCGUUUUGUUUUAUUAAAAGCAAAGCAGUUUUUACAAACUCUCUGGCUGCAGUCGAGAGUCGUGUGCAUGUACUGGGCUUGAGUUGUCUGCUGUGCUUGUGUGUGUGUGUGUGUGUGUGUGUGAGAGAGAGAGAGAGAGAGAGAGAGAGAGGGAGGGAGAGAGAGAGAGAGGGAGAGAGAAAGAGAAGUUCCAUAACUGCCAGUAGGGACAAUAUCCUUGAACGUGUAGUGCUUGAUAUGGGGCAAUUUUCGGUUAGGUAUUGUCAGGGGAUUGCCAUCGGAACAGGGGAGGGAGGCAGGGGAAUACAGAGAGCCUAUGAGGCUUCUGAGGAGCAGCUCCUCGUCCAGCGGUGGGCAGAAAGGGAAGGGCCAGCCAAGCGAGGAGAGGGCUGGAAGAUGCUGCUGAGAGCCCAAGCGCCUCACCUAGCCCGGCUGGCCAGGAGGCAGACACGCCACUUCCAUCGCCCAGCCUGCGCAGGGGGGUGAAACGCAAGGAGGGGAGGAGGAGAUUUGGGGUGACUAAGUUCUUAUGCUGGGGAGAAGCCAGAAGAGGCCACUUCCAGAUCCUGCAAGUGACUAAGACGGACAUGAACUUGUUGGUUCUGCACUGUAAAUAGUUUGCACCAAUAAAACCUGUAAAAGACAGGUUGGAGUCCUGCCUGGUUACUCACGAGCAACCACCACCCGCAUCUAACAGGUAUCAUGUUAUUAAUUUUUAUAAGUUGGUUGCUACAGAAAAAGUAUCUAAGCAACUUACAAAACUAUAAGAAAAUAAAGCAUAACAUAGCACCAGGAGAAAAGAACAAUGCUUUACAAUAAAAGCCAUACAACAAACAACAAUACAUAGAAAAAAGCAGGAAAAAAACAGCAGCAAAAACUUUGGCAGCUGAAAAAUCCACAACUGAAAAGGCCUUCAUAGUCAAUUUUGACAAGCUGGAAUGUGUGCAAUCCAGAUGAUAAAGGUUCUGGAAACAAAGCCUCAUGAGGAACGGUGGAGGGAAUUGUGUACGGUAUGCUUAGCCUGUAAAGAGGAGACUGAGAGGAGAUAUGAGAGCCAUCUUCAAAUAUCUCAAGGGCUGUCGCAUAGACAAUGGACCAGUUUGUUUUCCCCUGCUCUGGAGGGGAGGACUUGAACCAAUGGAUUCAAGUUACAAGACAUGAGAUUCUGACUAAACAUCAGGAAGAACUUUCUGACAGUAAGAGCUGUUUGACAGCGGAACAGACUCCCUCUUUUCCAUAGCUGCAAUAGCCUAGAACUCAGACAACCUUUUAAAAUUGUUGGUCUAUUUGCAUGUUUCAAAAAUCUAGCAAGUCAGAUCUUAGCUGCUACCAGCAAAAAUUGAACUAAAUCAAGAUGGGUCACGGUCUCUUGAAUAUAUCCUGACAGGAAUAUAGUGGUACCUCUGGUAACGUACUUAAUUCGUUCUGGAGGUCCAUUCUUAACCUGAAACUGUUCUUAACCUGAAGACCACUUUAGCUAAUGGAGCCUCCUGCUGCCGCCGCACCACCGCCACGCGAUUUCUGUUCUUAUCCUGAAGCAAAGUUCUUAACCUGAAGCACAAUUUCUGGGUUAGCGGAGUCAGUAACCUGAAGCGUAUGUAACCCAAGGUACCACUGUACCACUGGUACAUGUGGUAAUAAGUUCCUUGUUAUGGCACAUAAAAUAUGUAAAAUAACUACACAGUGUUUUCUCAAAAGACGACAGUCCCACCAUGUGUGUAUGUAGGUUCUUUUACUCACACUUGUUCACAUGCAUCCCUUAUUGUUACCAUUUGUCUCCCCAUCCUCCAUCUUGCCCUUUUUUUCAAAAUUCUGAAUGUAACCUUUUUGAGGCAGAGACCAGUCCUAUAUAUUACCACAAAAUAUUAUGGUAAGACCACAAUCAUAUUCGGCUUCACAUUGGUCUUCAGAAAUGUAUGUGUACCUUCUUGAUAGUGAAAGCACUAAACCCUGUUCUUAAAUAAUGCAAAUAGCUGUGACCAGGUAUACUGUUUCUUUUCUCUUUUGCUUCCCUUCUCACAGGUAUUGCAAUGAGCACCUGCUGUGCUCUCCACACAUGUUCUGGACUGGCUGGGGUGCCUGGGAACGUUGUACAUCCCAGUGUGGAGGUGGGAUCCAGGCCCGCCACAGAACCUGUGAGAAUGGCCCUGACUGUCCCGGCUGUAGCGUGGUGAGUCACACAUUAAUUGCUCUAAAUGUGUAUAUGCAUACCGUAUUUUUCGCCCUAUAGGACGCACCGGCCCAUAGGACGCACCUAGAUUUUUUUUGGGGGGGGGGAAAUAAAGGGGAAAAAAUAUUUCCCCACCCGCUGUCCCCCGAGCUUGCGGGGCUGGCGGUGGGGCUCUCCUGAAGCCUGGAGAGCGAGAGGGGUCAGUGUGCACCGACCCCUCUCGCUCUCCAGGCUUCAGCGAAAGCCUGCAUUCACCCCAUAGGACGCACACACAUUUCCCCUUCAUUUUUGGAGGGGAAAAAGUGUGUCCUAUAGGGCGAAAAAUAUGGUAUUUUAUAUUUUUAUGACCUUAAUAUGUAUUCAUGAGGUGAUUUUGUAGCAUACUAAGCUGUGACAGAGAUACUGACACAAACUGGUAAUGGUGAAACCUAAUAUCUACCUACCUACCUACCUACCAACCAACCUACCUAUAGAUACAGAUAUAUAGAUAGAUAAAUAGAUAGAUGUAUACUGACAGUCAGAGCCUGGCCUGUGUUGACCAGGUGUGGAAACCUCUUGGGUUAAACUACUGCAAUUCCUUGCUUGUUGGGCUGCCUUUGAAGACUUCUUAGAAACUUCAGUUGGUACACAAUGCAGCAACUGGCAGAACAACCCAAACUUCCUUUGUCUUGGACGGUGUAUGUGUAUUGAGCAGAGAUGUCUUUCUGCUCAACUGUGUAGGAGGGACACAUGCUGGGGUUAUCCAGGGUGGGGAGGAGGGUUGGGGCUGAGCUGGCCCAGGAUCCCAUGGCUCUUAAGCUGAUCUCCUGGCUGUUGGGUGAGGCACUGGGACCAACCUAGAGCUGAUCACUGUAUCAGCCAGGAUCUGGCAUUGAUUUGGCCUGGUCAUUCUCCGCAGCACCACCCUCCAUAGCAGCCACGAUUAACAGCUGGGCUGUGGUUGCUCCAGUGACUCCCCCACCCUGCAAAGUCCCACUGGAGGGGAGUGAGGGCAAGGAAUGCAGCCUGGAUUACUAACUGGGACUGAUGAUUCAAAACCUGCUCUUAAACAAUGCUGGUAGCUGCGGGUCCAUUUCAGGGCAAAACACAAAGCCCUGACGCUUCCCUCUAACAUCUGGAGUGGCCUGAGACCUCGGCACCGGCUCUGUUUUGCACCUGAGGCGAGCUGGGUGAUUACCAAGGAGAAGGACUUUUUGGUCAUGGCCCCCUGCUUCUGGAAUGCCCUCCUUAGGGAGGCUCAACUGGGGCCAACCGUGAUGCACCAGGGAAAGAUGUUUUCAUUUGUCCAGGCAUUCUAGCAAGGGAUGCAAGCUGGAUUUAAUGUUUGUUUGAUCUGCUCUGUUGAGUUUCACUGCUGUGUUGAUCUACUCUGUGUCCUUGUUUUCAUUGUUGUUUCACUUGCAUGUUUUCCCUGUAGUUUUACUGAAGUGUGACCCAUAAAUUAAAUAAAUAAAACUGGGAUCAACCUGGGUCUCAAGCCAGUGUCUCCUGCUCCCCAUCCCCUCGCUUCUUCUCAGUGGCCUCUGGGAAUGGCAGAUUCAGGCUUCUGGAAUGGUGCCCUUUCAGACUUCGGAGUGGAAAGGGUUACUUUGAUCUUCCUUGGAGAACCUUUAAUUCCGAAUGGUUAAAAAAAAGGUCAGAGAGAGAGAGUGUGCAAUGUCGUAAGACAGCGCAAGCAAAGACCUGUGUUGACCUGCCGUGGCUUUUUAUAUUGAAGGGUGUGAUUUGGCAUUUACCCAUGAAAAGUCAAUGGCAGUGCACAGGGUAGAAGGGGGGAAAUGCUUCUCUUUUUAGCUGCUGUAAUUAUGACUCUCGUUUGAAGCUGCGUUAUAGCUUGUUCAUGCUAACUGUAUAUUUAGAAGGAAAAGCCAGAGAUUAUGUGCUGAGCAGCAUUAACCCGAGGGCCUAAAAAUGAGAAGACUUUGUAGUAAAAUGUGAGUGGUUCAGUGGCUGCUGGUUCGAACAAAGUGGUUUGCCAGCCUUUGCCAACCUGGUGCCCUGCAGAUGUUUUGGACUGCAAAUCCCAUCAGUCCCAGCCAGCAGAACCCUGAGGUGAUAGAACUGUAGUCCACAACAUUUGGAAGGCACCAGAUUGGGGCAGGCUGAGCUUACAAAAGAUGUGGCAUCCAUCGUUUCCCAAUAAAGCAACUCUUUUGGGGGGUGGGAAUCUAGAAAAGAGUCAGCCAACCUUUCAGAGCCUCGCUGCCAUUCUGUUAUGUAAGAGGCAUUCUAAACACUUACCCACCGCCUUAAGGGGAAAUCUUCGGGAGAAGAAAGUACUAAGGAGUAAAUCCUGCACAAAUUCGGAGUGGAGUCCCUAAGACAGUUGGAUGGCGUAUUGUACGCCUCCUUCCGGCAAUUCCUGCAGCCAAGCUGGUGCCAAACAUAUUGCUCUGCUUUUCUUUGGACCACAUCAGUGAGGCCAAGAGAAGGGUCUUGCUGUCUGGGCAGCCCAGGACUUUCAUAUACACUGCCCAGUCUUGCACCCCAGGGAGGUCACUUCAGUGCUGGUAAUGCAGCCAAAACAACACAGGAGGCAACAGUUAUGAGUUACCAGUUUCUGCAGCCACAGCAGGUGCUGUGAUUUCACACACACACACACACACACACACACACACACACACUGGGGAUACACUCCAUUGUCCCUCGAGACAGACAGGUGCCAAGAAAAAUUCUAAAAGCUAUUCUGGGAGCAACAACAACAACAAAAUCCAAUAGGACUUCCGGGUUGGCGCCUCUGGCAAUGGCGGAUUUCCUCCGAUCGGGAGGAACCCGCUCCGUGAAAAACAGUCUGAACCGCCACGGCGAGGCGGAGACCCAUUAAAAACCACAGGCGGGAGAAGCCUGUGGACGUGGGAUUCGGUUGGCACCUUUGCGCCUCCCCUACUCGCGGGGAAACCCUGUUUUGGGGAUCCGGAGCGACGUGGGGUGAGUGGCGCGGUGCUUUGAAUCGACUGCUUUUUUCACGGAGUGAAGCCGCAUUGCUGUUGCCGGGGAGCGCUGACUUUUUCCUGUGGGCAAUUGGAUUUCAAACAACUACUCGUGAGUAAAUCGGAAAAUUGGAUUUUUAAAUACUUUAAUUCGGCACUGAAGCGGGAGGUCACAAACAGGAAGUCCGCCUUCCGUUUUUGUAAAUAGACUGAAGCAAAGACGUUACAAGUAAAGCCUUUGAAAGUUUUUGGCAAAGGAUUAAAUUUCCACCGAUUUAAAGUCACAAAACCCCCUUGGGAAGCAGGAGAAGAGGGGAAAAUUUUGGAUCUAGUGAGCCUGCAGGAGAGAGUGAAGAAAUCAGAUUACCACUGCUCUGAACCUGGAAACGGGCUGCCAGAUGAUGAUUGAAGAGAGUGCUUUUGACAGAACGGAUUUGACAGUUAGCUAAACAAGAGUAAGAUACUGUUUCCAUUGUCCCUUUCUGCGUUUAAAAAAAAGAGGAAAAGUAACUGAAAUUUUAUCUUUAAUGUUUGAAAUUGUGCUUAAAAGAACUGAUACAAGUGGAGACUGUUUCCCUCUAGAGGGAGCUUUUGAAACUGUAACAGGACUGUAACUGGGGAAUUUCCAGCUGCAGAGAAGGAGUUUGGGAACCAGAGAGCGACCUUGGGCUAUUUAAAAAUGUUGAUAGGAGAGGCCAUUGUGACUGUUUUAUGUAAGAUAAGCUGUUCGCUGGGACAGCUUCACAAGAAGAUGGAUGAUAUGACUUUUAAAGUUGAUAAUUUGGAACAGAAAGUGACCAACUUGAGUCAAAAAGCGAACACUAACACAGAAAUAAUUCAGGACUUGGUACAGGAACCCAUUUUGGCAGGACAAAUGGUGGAGGAGAAGGAGGAGAAGGAGAAUGCAGCUGUUGUUCAACAUAAAAUAAUACAAGUGAGAUCUGUGGUUUUACAGAAGCAAAUUGGAGAUUAUAAGUUGAGGCCUUCUAUGAUUGAAUUCAGGAAAAGUCAGACUCCGAGGAAUGGAUUAAAGAAGGAAAGUUGGAAAGAGCCCUCUAUGCAGGGACUAACUGACUUUUGGGACAUGGACUCGGGCCUGGAGGAGAUUUAAUUUUGGGGGCCUUUGGAAUUGGAGGAACUUUGAAAUAUACUCGGAAAUACUUUAUGGACUGUAGUUUUAACUAUGGAAACUCAGCUGAUUUCUCCAGAAGGAAGAAAAGGAUUGACAGGUUGGAAUUUCCCCGAGAUCGGCUCUUUAGCAUUAAAGAAAAUGAAGAAGACCUGCAGAAGGGACUUGGAAAAGAAUUAAGAGCCUCGGACAUAAGGUCACCAGGUUGAUGGACUUUAUGGAAUUGACGGAAAGGACUGGCAGAAUCCGAAACCUGGGAGAAGAGAUGGUGGAAGAAGAUUGGAAAAUUUAAACUUUUUAUAUAGACUUAUGGUAAAACUAAUGAGUGAUAGAAAAAUGGUGGAAUGAUUUUUUAUUUUUUUAUUUUUAUUUUUUAUGGGCUUAAUAGAAAUGUUAUAAGGAGUUAAGUACAUAUAAGUAAUUUAGUUUUAAUGGAAAAUAAGGUUAAAAUAAUACGUUAUUUACAAUAAUCACAGAAAAUGGAGAAAGAUGGAAAGGAUUUGCUGAAACAAUUUAUAGAAGUGGAACACAAAAAGGGAGGUGUGAGGAAGUCGAGGAAACAAGGGAAUGAAAGAUAGAGUAUGGAAAAGAGAGGAUGUAUGUUUUUAAAUUGUUUUUGUUUUGGGGUGUGGGGUUUGUUUAGUUUAGUUUAAUGUGUUUAGUUUUGAGUUUAGGUUGUGUUCUGUAUUGUUUAUAUAUUGUAUUGUAUGGUGUUUGUUUGUUUUUGUUCUUCUAUUUGUUUUCCCCCCUCUGUUUUUUCUUCUGUUUUUUCUCUUUUGCUUUUUUAUUUCUCUCUUUUUGUAAUCUAUAAAAGUAAUAAAUAUUAUUUAAAAAACAAAAACAAAAAAACAACAAAAUCCAAUAAAGAAAUAAACCAACUAAAAAUCGUCAAACGUAGCAGCUGCUGCCUCGGAAUCCUACAGUCUAGUUCUUGGGUUUGUCUCAUAAUGAAUAUUAUAGUAAGGUUGUGCUUUAUUAAUGCAGGCAUUGUGAGUAUAGGAGCACCCAAAUAACCUUAAUUUCCAUGUUUAAACAAUGAUAUUAUAGUUUCUAAACCCCUUUGGCCCAGAGAGUGUAUGCAAAGUUUCAAGGUGUUUGUGGGCCAUGCUAGACACUAAAUAGAAGUAAUCAACCCCUUUCCUUCAGGAGUAUCAAGGCUGCAACACCAGCCCCUGCCCAGAGUUGAAGAAGACAACUCCUUGGACCCCAUGGACUCCGGUGAACAUCUCCGACAACGGUGGGCACUAUGAACAACGAUUCCGAUACACCUGCAAGGCACGGCUGCCUGAUGCAAGUUUGUUAGAUGUGGGAAGGCAGAGGAUUGAAAUGCGUUACUGUUCCAGCGACGGGACCACUGGAUGCUCAACAGAUGGUAAGCAGCCAUGUGCAUCAGAAUCUUAGGUUUCUUGCCAUUGCUAUGGCUGGAGGUGACUUUGGUUUUGUUGGUACUGAUAGAACCACUAGCAAAGCACCUAUUGCCACAGUGGGCAAAAGCAGGACACGCUUUGUGGAAGAUCAUAAUGAGGUGCGUCCAAUAAUAUCGUCAGUCCAGGAGCAACCUCCCCCGCCCCAAGAAGUCACCAACUUUGCCAUCAGCCUGAAUUGGGUCCCUAGGCAUAAAAGGGUCCUCAAAGGUCAUCAGCUGAGACCUUUCCUGCUACUGCAGGAAAUCUGAUACUGAUUAAGGGACCACAUGCUGUUCUCAAGGACAAAGUUCAGGUGAGGAUCAAACAUACUGCCUCUGUCAGAUACUGAUGAUUCCAGUAUCAGUAGUGUGGCAGAAUUUGCCAUCUCUAGUGGCUCCCCUUUGACAUUGUGCUCUUUGAUUAAGAAAGUAAAUUAGCUAUUGACUCCUGUGGCACAUACAUCUCUUCCGCGCGCACUGCACAGUCAACGGGUGCCGUUCCUUUCUGUGGCAAAGGAGAAAAUGCUGCUGCGGGGGAGACCAUGUCCCAAAGUGUGAUGAUAUACGGUAGGAACUUUGGGCAGAAUCUGGUGCCUUCCUUUCCCCAGCCUCCUUCCGUAAUGCAAUAUAUCAUGCACUGGAAGCCUUCUUGCCUGCUCAGCCUCUCCUUGAAAAUCUCACAGAAGAUUCUGUAACCUUCCCAGGUAGCUGGAUUUGAUUGCUGAACAGCUCUUAUCAUUGGGACAUUUUUCCUAACAUUGAGGAAGAGCUAUAGCUCUUCCUCAUUUCCUGACAUCUUUUACAUAUUUGAAACCUCUCAACUUUCAGUCUCCUUCCUUACAGCUAAAUAUAACCAGGCUUCUGAUUUCAUUCUUACAAUUUUCAGUCUAGAUUUUUUCCCCCUUAAUCAUCUUCAUUGCUCUCAUCUGAACGGGGCAUUUUUUCAAUGUUUUUUCUGCUUCUUUCUGUUGUGGUACCCAGAACUUUACAUUGUGUGCCAAUUUGCCAGUACUUCAUAGAAUCUUAUUGAAAUUUCUCAGAAUUCAGAGAUGAUGGUGCUUCCCAGUUAAAGUGGCAUAUUCCAUUUUUGCCACAACAUCAGCCUCCUGGUAAUUCAUUAUUUAUCCCAAACCCUUCUUGGCAAACUUAAAAGUUUUUCCAGUUAUGUCCCAUCUCGUGCAUUUGAUUUUUGCUCCCUGUGAGUAAUACUUUAUAUUUUCCCUUAAUAGGUUUCAUCUUAAUACUGUCUGCCCAGCUGUCAAGUCUGAGAUUGGUUUGAACUUGUAUCUUAACCUCUAAAAAGUUGGCAGUUCCCCCGUUUUUUAUAUCAUCCUUUCCUUUGAUGAGUGUGCAGCCCAUUCUUUCACAUGCUGCUUCACCCACCACAAGUCCCUGCAAAAUAGCAUUUGGUACCUAGUUCCAGUCCAGUAUUUUGGUAGCAUGUCAGUCAGUUGCAUGUCAUGCGUCCACCUAAUCUUAGCUUCAUGAAGUCUACCUUUUAAAAAAGAUUUCUAGGAGAGUCACCAGUGCUACUUGCCUGGAGUUUAAAAAUCACAUAUCUCCUGCUGGAUGGCAAAAUAUUAAAUAAGCCUGAGGGGACAACAGCUGGGAAGAUUGGAGAGAGGAAGAAUAAUCACCUUUUGCCCCCAACCACUGAUUUCAAGCUUCCCCUUCAGUUUGGGAACCUGAGAUAAUGUGUAGUUUCCAUUUUGGAAGCUGUGGCAAUACUGCCAGGUGCAAUUCAGCCAGGUUAUCCCUCAAUCAAACCCUCCUUUGAAAUCAGCCACAGCCGUAGUACUUUUUUGUGCUAUUAAAAGCCAGAGACUGAGACAGGUGAAGUGAAUGGGCUUAGUCUAUCCUCACUGUUUUCCCUCAGUUUUUUAUUGCUGUAGUGCAGCUUGCCACAGCACAUGCAGGUGUUGGCUAGAGCUCCCUUGCUCUCUGAUUCUUGUUUGCAUGUGUGUAGAGGUAGGCAGGUGAAUUUCUGGUGAAAAUGGAAGCAUGAUGUGCCUGUGAAGCAAAAUUCAGAAUAUAGUAUAGCAGCUUGCAAACAGAGGCCCCUUCAAGACUGUCACUAUUUUGUGGGAUGAAUCCAAGCACAUUCUGGGAAAUAUAGGUUUGCACUCUCUCUGGCACCCUUUUGCUGCUCGAAACAGGCACUGAAAAGUGUGGAAUGAACAAAUGAUUAAUGGGAAGAUGUAUAACCGCCGUGUGAGCAGCGCAGGAUGGCUGCUCAUUGUCAUCUUAACUUCCCUGCAAACAAAUCAGAACAAAUGUUCGAUAUAAUAUGACCUCUGCAUAAGCUUUGUGCAAGUAAAUAAGAAUGAAUGCUCAAUAAAUAGGUUGCCAAAAGGAGCCCAGAGAAGGGGACUUUCCUUCUCUGACAGUCCUUUGGGUUUCUUAGCUGAGCCCAGAGGAGGACAGAGCACUUCCAGUCUGUCCUCUUGCCCACAUGGAAUUCCUUCUCACCUAGUGCUUAAGUACAAGGCGGAAAAAUGGCUGCUUUGAAAUGCUUGCGGCGCCAUUUCUUGCCACAUUCUUCAUCUCAGUGCCUUCCUGCCCCAUUUUUAAACAAUCUCCCAGGGACAGAUCUUUCACCGCAGCAACAUUGUAGCCAUUGUGCAGCAUUUCCUAAGGCUCCACCAAACUUAUGUUGUUACAACUUGUCCAUUACUCCAGCUCAUCCUUGACUCUGGGCCAGGAGACAACAAUAGCAGACGCUCCUUUUUCUGGCAGCAUCCCAAAUAUCCAAAGGCUUUUAUCAUUGUCUCCCUUAACUUUGAUUUUUUUCUUAAUUAAAAAUGGCCUGGUAAUUGCAACGGUUGAGAGUCUGCAAAUGAAAGUAGUUCUAAGAUUGAAGGAAGAGAGCGAAAAAGAACCAAUGUGCAGGUUAGGAGACUGAGCCAAGAAACCCAAGAUUCAAAUCUUGCCUCUGUCAUUAACUCACUAGGUGGUCUCAGUCUAGCUACUCUUUUCGUCCAGCAUUUACAAUAUGGAGAAAUACUAUUGGCCUACCUUGCUGAUUUUUUGUACGGAUUAUUGAGAUAAUGUUCAUGAGAUCCUUAGAACAUCUCUUAUCUGCUAUAUGUGAAUGUCCACACAACUGGGGCCUGCAACAAAAUGCUAAUGCUGUGGACUGAUCUUGUUCAGGUUUCCUGUCAGCCAGCCAGGCCCUUGUUCUCCUUGUCCAGUCAGCAUUCUGUGUCCAGGAAGCAAGCUCAGUCCCUGCUGGACUAUUGGGUUGCCUCUUUAGGGUCCUUUUCCUUUAAACACGUUGACUUCUGCAAAUCUUGGUGUUUCCUUGAACAAGACAGCACCUCCCUCUUGUUUCUCAGAGGCCCAGUUUUGGGAAGUGUCAUGUGGGAACUUUGAUUAUCUUUCGUAAUACGACACCCUGUACAAAAAUUUGGCACCCUCAAAUGGAUCUUCCCAAUUUUGCACCCCCUCAGCUUGGCGCCCUGUGUGGAGGAACCACCCGUGCUACCCUACGUCUGGCCCUGGGGGAGUUUCCUAUGAGAGGGAGGGAUGUCGCUGUACAGACCACAGAUACAUUCAGAGAGGUUGGGGGGGGUGUUGAUCUGAUACAUAAGGCUGCGAUUCUAUGCACAUUUACAUAGGAGUAACCUUACUCCUGCCAACCUAGCAGUUUGAAAGCACGUCAUGUGCAAAUAGAUAAAUAGGGACCGCUCCAGCGGGAAGGUAAACGGCGUUUCCAUGCGCUGCUCUGGUUCGCCAGAAGCGGCUUAGUCAUGCUGGCCACAUGACCCGGAAGCUGUACGCCGGCUCCCUCGGCCAGUAAAGCGAGAUGAGCGCAGCAACCCCAGAGUUGGUCACGACUGGACCUAAUGGUUAGGGGUCCCUUUACCUUUAACCUUACUGAGAGGAAUGAGAUUUGCCCCUAAGCAAACAGGUAUACAGGGCUGUGAUAAAAAAAGGUUUCCUAUCUAUAGCGGUACCUCUAGUUAUGAACUUAAUUUGUUCCAGAGGUCUGUUCUUAACCUGAAACUGUUCUUAACUAGAGGCGUUCUUUCGCUAAUGGGCCUCUUGCUGCUGCCACUGCGCCACCGGCACAUGAUUUUCGUUCUCAUCCUGGGGCAAGUUCUCAACUCGAGGUAAUUAUUCCAGGUUAGCGGAGUUUGUAACCUGAAGCGUUUGUAACUCGAGGUAGCACUGCAUCUACCUACCUACCUAUCUAAUGUAGGUUGUGCAGAGAGUCAGUCAAUCAAUCAAUCAAUCAAUCAGUUAAUAACCUUUUUUUAAAUAAAACUUGUUUCACAUUUCAUAAGAGUCAUACACAAAUCAUGCUACACAAAAAUAAUCAUCAGAAAUAUCUCAUAAAAAGGACACAGAAUUGAUUAUAAAUGUAGACUGGACUUUGGGUUCAUUAAAUAUGCCUUGCAGGUCCCCAUAUUUGUUGUAUACUCCGCCCAGUAGAUUUUUGGAAAAGAAUCAAUUUGACUAAAAUUAACUCUCUUGAAUUUUAUACAUCUAUUCUGCUUUUGUUGGGCUUCAGUUGGUUUUUUCAGUAUUUAGCCCAGCCCUGUUUAAUUGCCUCCAGAUUGCUGUUUUUCAUGACUUUGGCAAGGCCACUUUGGGUCUAUGCCACUGUCAGCUUUGCACUACAGUCAGAUUUGAUACCAAAUUAUAUUUUUUGUGUACACUUUUUAAAUAUCUCAGUAGUAAAAUUACUGGUGGGAGAAUUCAAAUUAAAUCAGAACAGUAUUUUUUAAAAAACAAAACACCACCAUUGUGUUCCUUAGUAGAUACAUUUUUGUGUACCACGUGCAUCCGUUUCUUGCAGGUGAAUUCCUGCAUUCUGGGCGUCACUCAGCUCACACCAUUAAUGGUGCCUGGUCCCCUUGGUCUCCCUGGUCCCAGUGCAGCCGCGAUUGCAGCAGAGGCAUUCGAAACCGCAAGCGUAUUUGCAACAACCCUGAGCCAAAGUAUGGGGGGCUGCCAUGUCUGGGACCAUCCCUGGAAUACCAGGAAUGCAACAUGCUCCCUUGCCCAGGUAAGUGGCCAAGGAAAUGAACAAAGGGGUUUCUUUUUAAAAAAAGUUUCUAAGGACAGUAGUAGAGAUUUUAUACACAUAGUGUAAUCCUAUGCAUGUCUACGCAGGAGUAAGCCUCACUGACUUCAGUGGGACUUACUCCAAACUAAGAGUGUAUAGGACUGCAAGCUAACUGCUUAGCAUUUUAUUUCAAUUGACUUUUAAUUAGGAGGUGUAUCUUUGUUGUCUCUGCUGUCUUUUAAUCACUGUGUAAAUAUUAAUUUUUACAGUUGGAUUGCUGACUUGUUUUACUGUUCCUUUUGCUUUAUUAUUUAAAUUGUGAUGGUUUUGGUGGUGGUGGUUUCUUUGGGGUGUUUUUUUUAAGUGAGAUGUAGAAAGAAGGCACAAAAGUUACUUUUGAAAGGGCUUCAAAUUUCCUUGAUUUUUCUGUCAGAUGCCACUAGGCCCAUCAUCCUCUACUUUGGAAAAUGUACCAUUGGGAUGGGCUUUUGUCCCUCUGUCCUAUAUCAAUAAAAAUAUUGUGAUCUCUUUCUAGAGGGGCAAUUUUAAAACAUUGAAUUUUUGGAAUCUAGAAAAAUGCCUGAAACUCUUUGCUUGGAGACUCUUGCCAUUACUUAUGGGGUUUUGGCUAUGAAAUACAAAUGAAAAUGAUUCAGUGGGUCGGUGCAUCUGGCUGUGAAUUGGAAGGUUGGUGGUUUGAGCCCACCCAGGGGUGGCUGUGGAGAGGAUCCCUUCAUUGCAGGGGGAUGAACUAGAUGACCCUCGAUUCUAAUUGGCUGUUGGCCAUGAUGAGUUUGUAUUACAUGGGUAGGCAAACUAAGUCCCAGGGGCCGGAUGCGGCCCAAUCGCCUUCUCAAUCCGGCCCGCGGACGGUCUGGGAAUCAGCGUGUUUUUACAUGAGUAGAAUGUGUCCUUUUAUUUAAAAUGCAUCUCUGGGUUAUUUGUGGGGCAUAGGAAUUCGUUUGUUAUUAUUUUUUCAAAAUACAGUCUGCCCCCCCCCCCAGUGUCUGAGGGACAGUGGACCAGCCCCCUGCUGAAAAAGUUUGCUGACCCCUGGUGUACUACCUCCAGUGUCUGAGGUGGCAUGUCACAGAAUACCAGUUGCUGGAAAUUACCGGGGGAAGAGUGAUGAAGCCCUCAUGCUUAUGGGGUUCCCAAAGGCCCCUGGUCUGCCAAACUCUUCUUGUGUUCUUAAUUCAACUAUUUAUCUCCAUAUUGAGAGGAAAGAAACAAUGUAGUUUUGUCAUUUCCCAGUUGAUGGAGGUUGGUCCUGCUGGUCAUCGUGGUCUAAGUGCUCCACUACUUGUGGAAGUGGCCAUUAUAUGAGGACUCGCUCGUGCAGCAACCCAGCGCCAGCUUACGGAGGUGAUAUCUGCCUAGGACUCCACACCGAAGAAGCACUCUGCAAUACACAGCAAUGCCCAGGUACAGGAAAGCCCAGCUCAUUCAUUCUCUUGCUUUUCUGCAGAACAAAAUAGCUCCCUGCCCCCAUUUUAUCUCCACAACCCUGUGAAAAUGGUGAGGCUGAGGCGCCCAGGUGCUCUGUGGUGGUGCUAAGUCUCCACACCAGGCUGUAAAACAAUCUCUGCCUUGAUACCGGCAAUGUCCUAGACCGACCCCACACAUCACUAAGAGCUGCCACCACAAAGAGCAUCCUCAGGUUCAGUGCCCCCCUGUAGAGGUGGGCUCAUUUACAUUGCAUUGUGAUGUUGUCACAUCAUGCGUUGAGCCUCUGCUAGUGAUGCAAAGAAGUGGCCAUGAAACUUUGUGUGCUGAUCUCAGGUCGUAGGGUCUGUGGUCGUAUUCUUUCUGGAUGGGAACUUGACACAGAGGUACCUUUUGUGACAGCAGCCCUCCUGUACUGAAUGUGAGAUGUGGUGCCAGCCCUGGUUUCGCUGUAGGUCAGCUAUGCAGCCACAGGAUUUGUAAGAGAUGCCGCCUGCCUUGCUUAUUCAAAGAAAACAUCAAAAGAAUAUGCACAUUUGGGCCUCAGACUCUGUGACCUCCUGCAUAGCAGUGGCUUCCUUGCUUGUUGCUGGAUGUGAGCAUCUCUUCAUUGUACAAAUUGUCAGUACACUGUACUCUUUGAUGACUUGUUAUUGAUUGAAGGAGGGAAUAGCUGGAUUCAUCCCCCGCCCCCAGCCCUCCAAGCUGGUGAUUGGCUUUGACUCAGUCCUGGUCCAUCUGAGGACACCCCACACGCAGUCUCAAGAUCUAGAUGUGCAUUUCUUGAACAUUCACAGCAUCCUUUGUGCAUGGUAACCACCUCAAAUUAGGCAAUCCUUUUUGUGUGUGCAUGGAUUUUCCUUGCAGAAUCAGGGCAACUUUGCGAUAAAAAUGGAUUAUUUCAUAGGAAAAGUAUACAAAACACUUAAAAACAAUUUGCUGUGUGGGCUGACCCCUUCAUGUGCCUCUUUAUUUCUUGGCUGUCACAGAUAGCUGGUCGGACUGGUCAGAGUGGUCUGGCUGCGAUUCAUCCGGAGUCCAGUUCCGCACCCGCCAGUGCAAUGUUUUAUUUCCUGUGGGUAACCAGUGUUCUGGAAAUACCACUGAGAGUCACCCAUGUAUUUCCGAUUCCAAUUUCAUACCAGGUAAGGGUAUUGCUUAUCUCUUUCUCCUGUCUUCUAAUCUGGAAUCCAGCAAGUGUGUAAUUUUUACAAAUCAUUUUACAAAAACGUAAGCUGCCUACAGUGUGUGGGGCUCUGCCAACUCUUUGUGGGAAGGGGAGGUGUGCAGAGCUUCACAAUGAAGUCUCACAAACGGGGGUCCUGCUAGCAUUUACUGGAAAUAACUGGGGCCACAGCAGCUAUGUUUGCAGAAUGAAGCGUGUUUUCUUUGUCCACAGCAAAUUAGCAAAGUGUGUGAUUGAUAGUGAAGAGCAUUCUUGCUGAGUUAAGAAUUAUUCAUACCAGACUGAUAUAUAUAUUGUUCACACUUGAACAGAAAUGUUAAAGAAUUAUAUUGGGCUGUUUUUCUUUAUGACUUCUGCAUAAUUGAAUUAUUUGCUGUUGCAGACAUAACAGUAGCAAGGACCAGCAGCAUCAAAGAACAACGAUGUGGCGGUAAGUGUUCCUUCCCAGGUUUCUUUCCAUCCCUGAUUAUUUUUCUGCAUUCUUUCCCUGACUCUUUCUGUGCUGUUUUCUGCUACCCUGGACGUGAUGCUUUCCUCCAUUCUCCUUGCUUUUUAAAUGUAAAGCAAGAAACCUGCAUGGAAGAAAGUCCAAUCAGGCAAGACCCUGGAUGGUGUUCAGUUCAACCUCCCCAAGCUGCAUUUCCACCUGGGGUGGGAAGAUGACCCCAGAUGAAGAAGCCGUUUGGGAAGGGUAAUUGUAAGCCAAAGAGGACACUGAGUGGGUUACGUAACCUUUCUCCAUCCAUUCUUCUGCCCAGAUUCACAACCUGCUCAGGCUGCAUUGAGUUUUUUUUAAAAAAGUGAGGGGGGGGGGGGAAAGAAUUGUAGAAUGAUACAGAAUUUGAGCCUUGAAUGUGCAGACAUUAAGUCUGCAACUCAGUAAAACUGGCAGUUGUCAUUGUUUUGUUUUUUACCUUCUUGCUUUAGGAUCAUUUUAUAUUGCAUGCCGUGGCGGAGCUACGUGCUCUGGCCCCGGGAGUGGAGAACAGGCGGGGGCGUGGCUGGCACAGGUUCCCGGGGGUGUGGUGCGCCACCCGCGGGGAUGUGGCACGCGUCCCAGGGACAGCUGUGAUGGCACCCGGGGCAGACCCCUCACCCCGCCCCCCCUUCGUCCACCAGUGAUUGUUUGGAAAUGCAGGGUACAAUUUUUUUUUCCAUUUUUUGAAUUAAGUUUUCAAUUAUUCAGUUCAAAAUAAACAUUUUACAUACUGUUAAAUAUCCAACGACUUCUCUCCUUCUCCUUCCAUGGUUCAUUCUGUUUAUCUUUCGUUCCUGCAUAUUUUACUCUAGCCAUUUUAAUCAGUUCUCCACUUUUACAACACUCAAAAUUACUUACACUGUUGAUUUUAUCUUAAUGCUACCAGCAUUUUCAUCUGUGUACAGUUAUUUUCCAUAUACUCAAUAAAUAUUUUCCACUCUUCUUCUUCUUGCUCUCUUAUUCUAUAUGUUAAACCUACAAGUUCUGCAUAUUCUAACAUCUUAAGUUGCCAGUCCUCUUUGCUUGGAAACUCCCUCACUUUCCAUUUUUGAGCAACCAAACCCAAGCUGCUGUUGUUGCGUACAUAAAUAUUUUUUUCCUGACACCUAGGAACUUCUGUCUGAAUUAUUCCCAUCGAAAAGGACUACGGUCUUUUUGAAAAAGUUGUUUUGAACAUUUUUUUCAACUUCUUAUAAAUAAUUUCCCAAUAUUCUUUUACUUUUUUACAUGUCCACCACAUAUGAAAAAAAGUUUCCUCCAUUUCUUUACAUUUCCAACACAUAUCUGAUUCGGCUUUAAGCAUUUUAGCCAACUUACUUGAAGUUAAAUACCAUCUAUGAAUCAUUUUCAUCAAGUUCUUUUUCAUUUAAUAGCAUGCAGUAAAUUUUGAAUCAUUUUUCCAGAGUUUCUCCCAGAGGUUUAAGUCUAUAUUGUAUCCUACAUCUAUUGCCCAAUGUGUCAUUGAAGCUUUGACUAGCUCGUAUUUUGUUUCCUAUUCUAAUAAAAAGUUAUAGUUUUUAGAUAAUGGCUUGCCCUUAUUCUGUAAUAAUUGUUUUUCAAAUUGUGAACUUUGGUCCAGGAAUCCAUUUUUUGAAUCUAUCUUAAAUGUAUCAAGUAACUGGUGGUACUGUAAUCAUCCUGUAACAUGGCUCCUUAAUUCCUCCAUAGGUUUCAGUCUGGGUUCCCUACCUGAAAAAUCCAGCAGUUCCCUAUUUGCCGCCCAUUGUCUAUCCAUAUUAAUUUUAUUAAUUGUAAUUGCUUCAAUAGGGGAUAACCACAAAGGUAUUUUUCUUUCCAACAAAAUUUUGUUUUUCUCCCAAACUCUAUAUAAAUUCUUCCUAAUGAUGUGGUUUGUAAAACUGUUAUAAAUUUUAGCUUUCCCAUACCAAAGACAUGCAUGCCAGCCAAAUUUUAUAUCAUGGCCUUCCAAAUCCAAAAUGUCUGCAUUUUACAAUAUGAUCCAUUGCUUUAGCCAACACAAACAGGCUGCCUCAUAAUACAGUUGUAGGUCUGACAAGGCAAAGUAUCCUCUUUCUUUACAUCUAUCAAGAUUUUGUUUGAUUCAUGGCUUUUUUCCCCUGCCAGAAAAAGCCAUCUUUUUUCCAUUCUUUGAGGCAACUUAUUUACAAUCGGAAUAGAUUGGAAUAAAAACAACAUAUUAGGUAGUACAUUCAUUUUAAUGGCUGAAAUUCUGCCUAAUAGUGAAAGCUUUAUUCAUCCUUUCCCAAAUCUCCAAUUCUUUCUUAAUCUCUUCCCACAGUUUAAUAUAGAAUCAUAGAAUCAUAGAGUUGGAAGAGACCACAAGGGCCAUCGAGUUCAACCCCCUGCCAAGCAUAAGUUGAAAUAAGUUGAGAUUUCUCACCAACAGCCAAAUCCUGAAAUAUUUUACUUUUUAACCUCUUUAGGCCAGAGAUCUUUUCUAAGGCCUUUUUUGGCUGCUCAUCCAUGUUUUUAACCAACAUUUUGGUUUUAUCUGUAUUUAUUUUGAAACCCGCCACUUCUCCAAACCUUUUAAUUUCUUCUAAUGCUUUGGGAAUGCUUACCAUAUGCUGUUCCAAUGUUAACACCACAUCAUCAGCAAAUGGCCUUAAUUUAUAGGCUCUGAGUCCUACCUCUAUUCCUUUGAGUUCCUUGUUUCUCCUUAUAUUCUGCUGCAAUAUUUCUAAUGUCAAAAUGAACAACGGAGAUAAGGGAUAGCCUUGUCUAGUACCUUUUAUUAUUUGGCAUUUGUCUGAGAUAAUAUUAUUUACUAGUACAUUUGCAGAUUGAUCAGUAUAAAUUGGUUUGAUUGGAAAUGCAGGGUACAAAUUUAAAUCAGGAACACAUAAAUAAAACAAUUUAAAUAAAUAAGUGGCAAUCUAUGCAGGAGUCCUAAAACAAUGCCUGCUGAAAUCUCCUCACUCCUUCCCUCCUUGUGACUAACAGAAACAGAAUACAUUUUGAAAAAUAGUAAAAAUAAGAGUAACUAGGCACAGCUGCUUACCUUGCAUAUGUUAUACUUAAAGCAGGAUUUUUUUUUAAAGUUCAGGGAGCACACAGCCUUACAGGAGAAAGGUCCUUCGUUGGCCUAUUACAACAACUUGACUGUGAUUUGUUUAAAGCAAAGAGGAGAGGAAUGGCAAAAGAAGACUCUCCAAGGCAGGACUAGUCCAGAGAUCAUCUUCAGUUCACCUCCAGAGUCCCAAAAGACGAGUCUUCCCACUCAUAAGUUGCCAUCAUCCUUAUCAUCAGAGAAACCAUCAAUACCCAUUUUGAGUACUUAACCCGGGGAUUUGUGCAUCUCAGAUGAGACUAGGAAAGUUCUUAAAUGAGAGUCUGAAAAUAGGCAUGUAAUUGCUGACUUGAGCUCUGGGAACAGUAUUUACAAUGUCUCAGAAUUGGUGCCUGUAUAUUGUCAGUGAAGGAAACGGGGUAUUUCAACCAUAUAAGGAGAAUGUUUGUUUUCAAUCCAUGUACAGAUCCAUACACCACUAUUUUCUAAAUUGUGGGUUGAAACGAGGAAGCCAAAAAACAACUUUCUUCUCCAUAAGGGUCCUUGAUACCUCAAAGAGUACUCAGUUUCCUUUCAAGAGGAAGUUGGGUCAGAUUUGUACUAUAAAUCGUGUGCAUUCAGUGUUAAAAUUUAAAGUGUGCACCAUAUCUACAAAAGCCAAUGAACGCUGGAUUUAUGUUAUCAGGAGCAGUUAUGCAAAGUGAAAAGAGUCAAUUAUGGAAAACAGUGACAUUGAGUUUUCUUAGCUUGAAGCAUUUAUUCUGCUUCUCUUAGUCAGGGGGAGGGCAAGGAGCUCGGUGGGCCACCCUAGCCUGGUUUUAUAGUGAGUGUAAAUCUUACUGAGAAACUACACUGACUUCCAAGGUUCCGGCAAACAUUAUUUUCACAUUUUAAAGAAUACAUUUGGUGGCUGCAGAUGAAUACCAGACACCACAACACGAGAGGGAGGGUGUGGCUUCCUGGAGUUUUGCUGAAUGGUGUCCCCACGCCAGUGGAUGGUCACCUUGGCAUGGGGCCAUCCACUUGGCAACUUCACUCUUGGAAAGGGUUGGCUGCAGCCCCCACUGUCUCCACUGCUGCCUUUUGGCGCUGAAAGGUAAGGACAGGAAGGCCUCUUAUCGCCUUGUGCUGGCUGGAGGUUUCACUGGAGGAACGCAGGCUUCACAGCAUGUAUAAAUAAGAAUCACGGGUAAAGGUAAAGGGACCCCUGACCAUUAGGUCCAGUCGUGGCCGACUCUGGUAUAAGUAUAAGACGCCGCCAUGUAUAAGACACUCGCUACUUUUGGGGACCCCAAAUUUAGAAAAUGGACAUAUGCACUAUCCAUGUAUAAGACACCCCCAUAUUUUUAACCUUAUUUUAAAGUAAAAAAACCUAGUCUUAUACACAGAAAAGUAUGGUAGCUCCUGCUUCUCCCAGCAGCGGUGCAACCGGCUCCUUAACUGGCCAUUUCCUGAAAUGGCCUUCUCUGGCCCCAUCUCCUUUAAUUGCUUUUCCCUUAGCGACCACCAUUUCCCCAUUCUUCUAUUUCAAUUUGUGGACUUAUUCCAGAGCGAUUAAUUAUGUUCAAGUGCUAUUGUAUGAAUAUUUUAAUAAUUAAAAAGAAAAUGAAGCAAACUUACAUUAUAGCAGUGUUUAUCAUCAUCAAUUGAAUGAAAGAAAGGAACACCCCCACCUCCCACAAUGGCAAUCAUGAGAAAGGUGGGUUCUCAGGGCCUGGUUAAAAUACCCCAAAAUGUGACUGCAAAUGCCCCUCUAAGCAGACAGAAGAGUAACAUGAAGACAACCUUUGCCAACCAGGUGCCCUCCAGAUGUUUUGGGACUAUUAAGAGUCCACAACAUCUAGAAAGCACCAGGGACGGAAAAGGCUGUCUCCACUUGCAGAGAUUGCUCUGCUGUUCCGUUUGUCUAUAAAAAAAGGAAAAAAGUUGGAUUAAUGUCCUUCCCCAAAGAGACAAAGCAGCAUGGGGGAAACACAAGAGAACAACAGUUUGAUGGCAAUAUCAUUUAGAUAUACUGUAAAAAGUGAGUGAAUAAAGGGGUUCCAGAGGAAGCAGCAGUAGAUUUAAGUUUAAUACUGGCUUGUUCUUUUUCCCAGUAUUCUUGGGAACUGUUUUCCCUGUAGCUUCUUACUCCUUUUGCACUAGUUCUCUACUUUUAAAAAUGCUGGUAAAAUAGGUAAGCUGUUUCCUCCACCACUUCAAAGAGAAACAUCUUCGAGAUUUCACUCCUCCCCUUCGCAGAAGGCACUGCAGUCAAGCUGAGGCUCCCACAGGAGGAAAGUGUUGAGGAAAUAAUUUCCCCUUCCCCCUGCAGCCACUUGUGCCCCCCCCCCCAUGUUGUUCUGGAGGCUCUCCAGCAGAGAUUUUCAGGGGGAAGACAAAGCGGGCAAGAAGACAGAACGGGGCCCUUCUCUGUGUCCUCCCUCCCUGAGAGGUUUGGAGGGUGGCAACAUGAGAAUGGGCCUCUUCUGUGGUGGCUCCCGACUGUGAAAUGCUCUCCCCAGAGAGGCUUGCAUAUCUUUUUUUUUUAAAUAUUUUUAUUAAGUUUUCAAUCAAAAAUUAAACAACAACAACAAAAAAAACCAUAAAAAAGAUACACAAAUACACAAUACAAAUCUCAGGAAAAUUUUUUAAAAAAAACACGAAGAGGCUUGCAUAUCUUUAGGUGAACACAUUUCUCUUUCCCCAGGCCUUUGGCCAUUAGAUAAUGUAUGGCCUGUUAAAUAUGGGGGGGGGCUGUUCUUAUGAUUAUGUUCUUAAUGUUGUACACCACCCUGGGAUCUUUGGAUAAAUUGAAGUAUAUAAAUAAUCAGAAUAGUAACACUCUUCUAGUUCUCCAAUGAGAGUAUCUUAUGAUCACAGGAACUCCUAAUCCCACACCACAGCCUUUCCCAGUCAUGAGGACAAGAAACAUAUUUGUUCUUUUGUUGUUGUUUUUAAAAAAGAAUGCUAGAUUCUCAGAAAGUUGCAUGAAGAAUGAAGAGAGAGAACUGCCCUACUAAAAAAGAAAGACCUGUAUGUAGUUUUACUAUGUGUAUUUCCCCCGCUGUGCCUGUUUUGCAUGGUGCAUACAAAGUGCUGACAUAGCGAUGCAUAAGCAGGUUGUCUGGAAAUCAAUCAAACAUAAGCAAACCUGCCAACUCUGCUUUGCCUCUUCCACCCUGUAGAGUUUAAUAUGUUCCAUAUGACUGCUGUGGGGCUGAGCAGCUGCAUUCUCGGGUGCCUUCUGACUCUUUUGGUUUACACUUACUGCCAACGGUACCAGCAGCAGUCGCACGAUGCAACUGUCAUCCACCCAGUAUCACCGGCUCCUCUGAAUACCAACAUCACUAAUCACAUCAACAAGCUGGACAAGUACGACUCUGUAGAAGCCAUCAAGGUAAGGAAUGGAUAGGGCUGGUGCUCUUUAAAGGUGUUAAAUGUGCAGAUACUCUGGACAAUUACUGUGGUCCAAAAAGGGACUGCUGCUGUUAUGUUUCAGAUUUAUGGAACCAGUAUUCUAAUGGGUCAAAACCUUUUUUGAGGGGGGGGGGAGGCAAAAAUACAAAACAAAAACCCACACACAUUAUUUUACUCACACGGAGACUACAGGAAAAGAUUUCCACAUGAAGACUUCCUUCUUGUCAUUCUUGUGUGAAUAAGAGUGACCAUGGCAGUGUCUGCUGCCUCCUCAAAGGUGUUACGCAUUUACAAAGUCAUACCUUUUGGGUUUCCUCCUCCUCUUGUGUUCUUCCCAGUCUUCUUGUCCUGAACAUCUUCUUGCUACUUCAGUUCUCUUUUUCAACCUCCUUCCUUAUUAAAUCUAUAUUUCUUACAAUAGCUUCCUCUUGCUAUCUCUCCAAUUUCAACCUCUGGUGUUGCUUUUGCCAUCUCUACCCCUCCUCCUCCUAGAUAAUGUUAUAAGUGUGCAUAUCUUUUAGUGAUCAGUUGCCCUGUUUUGCAUUUUAUUAUUUCAGUUUGAAUGAUGUGUUUUCUAAACUCUUCCUCCCCCUCCCUUUUCUUAUUCCCAGGCAUUUAACAAAAAUAACCUGAUACUAGAAGAGCAAAACAAGUACUUUAAUCCACAUCUCACUGCAAAGGCAUAUUCCAAUGCCUAUUUUACAGAUCUGAACCACUAUGAUGAGUAUUAA
Molecule: messenger RNA, 75654 nt
Organism: Podarcis lilfordi (Lilford's wall lizard)
Lineage: Eukaryota; Metazoa; Chordata; Lepidosauria; Squamata; Lacertidae
Source: the annotation of a GenBank genome assembly